CGCGCUGUUCGUACAACUGACGUGCGUCGUUACUGAAUUCCGUUCGUGUCCAUUAAAAUCCACUCUAAACUUGGGGUGUAGGUGCAGUGUGGUGAUGGUGUGUUUAUAGUUAUACAACUGGAUUGUGUAUACCUACAAAGUACCCGUCAGUGAUUCGUGGAAUUUCCACUGAACUUUAGGCGUUCGUCUGGCGAGGAAGGCGAUCGUUUACUCCGGGAGGAAUGAGCCCCGUGAACCACUGCUUCCAUACUCACCGAUGAUCUCAAGAGACAAUGUACAAAGAAACCUUACCUCUUGUGGUAUGGACGCUCUUAGUCAUAACAACAAAUGUAGCGACGCAAAGCCAGUACGGAAUAGGAUUAGGAAUAAAACGAGAAGUAUUUUUCUUAAAUUUAGAAGACGGCUACUUUGGCUGUCAAGUUAACGAAUCGACUCAAAUAUUACAAUUAUACGAAUUAUCAAAGUUAUGUGAUGGCGUACCCGACUGCUAUAAGGCAUCUGAUGAGCUUAGAACCGAAUUGAAGUGUUCAGAUGACUGUACCAAAGAAGAUGGGGCACAGUGUAUAAACGGUGCUUGUCUAAAUGGUGUUUGCUAUUGUAAUGAUGGAUUCGGAGGCUGCAAUUGUCAGGAACAAGAUGUCAACGAAUGUAAAGACCGGCCUUGUGAUGUUUUCGCACAUUGCACGAACACAGUCGGAAGCUUUCAGUGCUCUUGUUUCCCUGGAUAUGUUGGAGACGGAUUCUCUUGCAAAGAUAUCAAUGAAUGUGAAGAUCCAGCCAUAGCAGCGAGAUGCGUGGAAAAUGCGGAAUGUUGCAAUCUUCCUGCUCAUUUCAUAUGUAAAUGCAACCGUGGGUUUGAAGGCGACGGGGAAGAAGAAUGUCGAGAUAUUGAUGAAUGCCGAAGACCUGGUGCUUGCGGUUCAAAUGCCGUUUGUCAAAAUUAUCCCGGAAACUACACAUGCGCCUGUCAAGCUGGCUACACAGGAAAUCCAUUUGAUGGGUGUAUUGACGUCGACGAAUGUGCGAACUCGGAUGCAUGUGGGGCGGGAGCUGUAUGCCGAAAUCUUGUGGGAGGCUACGAAUGCAGUUGCUUACCUGGACACGAAGGGGACCCCAGAGUCGCCUGCACGCCUACGGAUCAAUGUUCUAGAACGUCAUGUGGACGCGGGGCUCUCUGUGAAAACCUUCCAGGAACCUAUCGAUGUGUCUGCCCGCCAGGUUUUGAAGGCGAUCCCAAUGUCAAAUGCAAUGACGUAGAUGAGUGUAAAAAUAGCAAAGCGGUAUGUGGCGCCAAUGCUGUUUGUGCAAACACGGUAGGAAGCUUUGUAUGCAAUUGUUUGCCCGACUACACGGGAGAUGCGCGCGCUUCGGAUGGCUGCAAAGAUGUGGAUGAAUGUGAGGCACUAGAACAUCCCUGCGGAUUACAUGCUAUAUGUGAAAAUGCCUCACCAGGAUAUAACUGUCUUUGCCCUCAAGGGUAUAGUGGUCACCCAGAUCCACAAAUUGCUUGCGAACAGGUGGAUGUUAACACUUUGUGUAAAUCUAAUUUCGACUGCACAAACAAUGCUGAAUGCUUAGAAGAUCAGUGCUUCUGUAAAAUUGGUUUCCAACCGAAAGGAUCAGUCUGUGUGGACAUAGACGAAUGUACAAAUUCUUCGUUAUGUGGGGAUAAUUCGAUUUGUAUUAAUUCCAUUGGAAGUUAUGCUUGCGAAUGUGUAACUGGCUACGUAGGAUCACCACCACAAGUGAAAUGUCGUACUCCGUGUGAAGAUGUGCAGUGUGGAGAUCAUUCAUAUUGUAAGUUCGUUGGGGCCGAUGCGUAUUGUAUGUGCGAUGAGGGGUGGAAUUUCAACCCUAACGACGUAUCUGCCGGAUGUAUCGAUAUUGAUGAAUGUGAUACUGCUAAUGUCGCAACGUCUCACUGUGGUGCUAAUGCACUUUGCUCAAAUAAACCUGGAAGUUUCAUGUGCCAAUGUCCCGAUGGAUUUACUGGUGACCCCUAUAAGAAUUGUUUUGAUAUCAACGAGUGUCAAAUAGAUAAUAGUUGCGGUGCCGGCGCAGAAUGUAUAAAUAAAAAAGGUUCCUAUUCAUGUUCAUGCCCUGAUGGAACAGUCCCAGACCCUGAGCCUCGAGUAAAAUGUUCAGAAAUUCUAACUUGUAAUAAGAGUAAUGAUUGUCCUGGAAAUGCUAUUUGUGAUGUUAAUGCAAAGUGCAUUUGCCCUGAGCCAAACAUUGGAAAUGACUGUCGACAUCCCUGUGAAGCGUUACACUGUGGAAGUAAUUCUGAAUGUCUCUUAAACGAGCAAACUGCCCAAUGUACAUGUCGAAAUGGCUUUAGUGGUGAACCAACAUCAGCGAGUGGUUGUCAAGAUAUAAAUGAGUGUGAAGCUAAUCCCUGUGCCCCUGGAGCCGUGUGUAAAAAUUUACCCGGACAUUUUCAAUGUGAAUGUCCAGGUCAAUUCAAAGGAGAUCCCUAUACUGAAGGCUGUUUCAACAGUAAGCAACCUCAUGCUUGCGGCAAUACAAAUCCAUGUCCGCAGGGUGAGCAAUGUAUAUUAAAUGAUAAUGAAAACGUUUGCAUUUGUGGCCAGGGAUUUUCUCGUAAUGAUGAAACGGGUUUAUGCGAAGAUAUAAACGAAUGCAUUCAAUAUGGCCGCUCGCCUUGUGGUUUAAACGCUAUAUGUAAAAAUUUACCUGGAAGCUAUGAAUGUAGAUGUCCACCUGAAUAUAGUGGAAAUCCAUACAAUUUAUGCGAAGAAUGUAACGAUAUUUCGUGUCAGUGUCAACCUCCAUACAAAAUUGUCGAUGGUAUUUGUGUACUGUCUGGCUGUUCAAAAGAAAAUAAAUGUGGAAAAGGAGCAGAAUGUAUCAUUAUUUCUGAUAAUGUUAGUUACUGUGCAUGUCCAAUCGGUUAUUCUCAAACCAUCGACGGAGCUUGUGAAGAUAUAAACGAGUGCUCUCUUGAUCAGCCUGCAUGUGGAUUUGGUGCAGAAUGCGUUAAUACUGUUGGAUCUUAUGUAUGUAAAUGCCCUCCUGGUUAUGGAAAAGACUCGAUUUCAGGUCAUUGUAGCUUAAACCAAAAGCGCUGUAUAAGCGAUAGCGAUUGCUUCGCCAAUGAAAAGUGUGUCCAGCCCGGAAACUGUGUUUGCCCGCCUCCGUUUUACUUAGAUAUUACAGAUGGGCAAAAAUGUAAAAGCCCCUGUGAAAGGUUUACUUGUGGAAUUAAUGCAAAAUGUACACCAAGUGAUCCACCAAGGUGCAUGUGCAUGUCGGGCUACGAAGGAGACCCUUAUACAGGUUGUACAAACAGGAAUGAAUGCCAAAGCGCCCCCUGCGCUUAUGGCGCAAUAUGCAAUGAUGAACAAGGUGGAUAUAAAUGUAUAUGUCCACAAAAUAUGGUUGGCGAUCCGUACAAAUCUGGAUGUACCGUUGAACAAAUACCGUCACAGAAACUAUUAUGUAGCAAAGACAAUCAAUGCCCUAAUAACUUUGCUUGUCUAAAUCGAACAUGUACUUCACCAUGCCUAAGUGUAUCCUGUGGAUCAAAUGCUUUUUGUGAGGUUGAUAAUCACGCCGCGUGGUGUCGUUGUAAUCCCGGAUACACAAAACCAGAAGGCGGAAAAUGCGUUUCUGGCUGUGAUUCCUAUUCGUGUGCCUCCGGCGCCCACUGCAUUAUUUCAAAAUCCGGUCCAACAUGCGUAUGCCCAGAGGGUACUGUUGGAAAUCCAUUCCCUGGAGGUAUUUGUAGACGGGACUUGUGCGGAGCAGGCAUUCCCUGUGAGGAACCAAUGUCAUGUGUCGCCGGCAGAUGUCGCCAGCGUUGUGAGGAUGUCGUCUGUGGUAUCGGUGCCACUUGUGAUGAAGGAACGGGUCGCUGUAUUUGUAAUGCCUUCUUUGUUGGAAACCCAGACUUACUUUGUAUGCCUCCCGUAGCCCCACCAGCCUGUAAACCGGGUUGUGCCGAGAAUGCCCAUUGCGUUUAUGGACAAAGUAAUGUUUGCAAGUGCAAUAAAGGAUUCACUGGUAAUCCAUAUAAGAACUGUUUACCUCGAAAAGAAAUAACGUGUGCGAAAGCCUCGUGUGGGACGAAUGCAGUAUGUCAGCAGACUAGAUCGCACGUAGAAUGUCUUUGUCCACCAGGAUAUGUUGGUAAUCCUAAUUUACAAUGUAUCGAUAUAGACGAGUGUGGCUCACGCCCGUGCGGGGAAAAUGCGAUAUGUAUCAACACACCUGGAAGUUUCAGUUGUAUAUGCAAAAGUCGGUAUAUUGGUAACCCAUACGAGCUCUGCACUCAAGUAUCAGUAUCAAAAUGUGUAGAUGGUACAGCGUGUACAUGUUCCCGCAAUAGCUCAUGCCCAGAGGGAUAUUUUUGUGAAAAAUCUAGAUGCAUCGACUCCUGCCGCAAUACGCAAUGUGGACCAAAAACUAUAUGCGCAGAAGGAAAAUGCGAAUGCCUUCCAGGUUACAUAGGAAAUCCUAAUAAUCUUCAACAGGGUUGCACUAUUGAUAAAACUUGUUUUACUGAUGGAGAUUGUAAAGACUCUGAAAUUUGUUUACAAUUAGGUAAAGACACGAGAAAGUGUUUAGAUGCUUGUAGUAAACGUCAAUGUGGGCCUAAUUCGAUAUGCGUUAGUUCAAAUCAUCAUGCUCAUUGUAUAUGUGCUGAAGGUUAUGUAGGAAAACCUAAUGAUGUUAAAACUGGAUGUCAAUUACAACAACCCGACCCUAACGAGGUCGAAUGUAAUGUAAAUAGUGAUUGUGCUGAGCCACAAAUUUGUGUGUCAGUAGAUGGUUCAACCAAAAGAUGUCUCGAUCUAUGCUCUACUAUAAUAUGCAGUCCAAAUGAAAUAUGUAAAGUUAUAGAUAAUAGCGCUCGCUGCGACUGCAAAGAAGGUUUUAUAUGGAAUCCCUUGAACUCCAUGUGUGAGCAGCCUACAACACCAAAUUGUAAAAAUGAUAACGAUUGUGAUGAUGAUAAAGCAUGUCAAAAAGAUAUUUUGGAUGUUAAAAAGUGUUUAGAUAUAUGCCAAACAUUUACGUGUCCGCAAAAUUCUAGAUGUAUAACAAAAGGUCACAAAAGUCAGUGUCAAUGUUCUCCAGGUUAUGAAGGAAAUCCUAAUGAUCGAAUUGGUUGCACACCAAAUAAUAAAAAUCAAUGUGUUAAUGAUGCGCAAUGUAGAGAAAGUGAAAUCUGUAAGACAAUCAAUACUAUUAAAAAAUGUGUUCCAGCUUGUCAGCAACUAAUUUGUGGACCAAACGCUCUCUGUGUAACUAAUAAUCACGUUGCUAAUUGUCAAUGCCCUCUAGGACCGUAUAUGGGAGAUCCAAAUGACUUAAAGAAUGGAUGUAAACAAGUACCGUGUGUUUAUAAUUUAGAUUGCAUGCCUAAUCAACUAUGUAAUCGUAUGACACAUACUUGUAUUGACGUGUGUGAAGAGGAGUCGUGUGGCGAAAAUGCCGUGUGUAUUGCAGAAAAUCAUAAAUUUACAUGUCGUUGUCCAGCCGGUUACCUAGGAAAUCCGAUACCUGAAGUGAGUUGUAGAAAAGUUGACGUAUGCCAAUCAAAUCCUUGUCAUAAAUCAGCAAUAUGCAAACCAUCAGGAUCCUCCUUCAUUUGCAAAUGUCCUGAUGGAUUAGUAGGUGAUCCGAAAGAAACAGGCUGUGUUGCACAAAAUCGAUGUGCUAAAGGUGACUACGAUUGUCCUACUGACACCGUUUGUUUAAACGGGCGGUGUGUAAACCCAUGUGAAAAUGCAUGUGGAGUUAAUUCAUUGUGUAAAGUUGUUGAGAGAAAAGCAGUUUGCUUGUGUCCUGAAGGAUAUGAACUUAUCCAGGGCUUAAAUGCGUGUAAGAAAAAAUUAAUUAAAUGUGCUGAUGAUUUAGACUGUGACGGUGAUAUUUGUCAUAAUGGCCAAUGUUUCACUGCAUGUAAGAAUUCUACGCAAUGUGAACACGGGGAGUUUUGUAUCAAAAAAUUUUGUAUAAAGGAAUGCACUACGCAUAGUCAAUGUAGUAUUGGAGAGGCGUGUAUUGGUGGUCAGUGCUUGAUUGGAUGCCGCGGUAAUAAUGAUUGUAUCAGCGAAGAAGCUUGUGUUAACAACCAAUGUAUUGAUCCUUGUAUCGGUUCAAGAAUAUGUGGCCCAAAUGCAAUUUGUUCAAGAGUUCAACAUGCCACAACAUGUGAAUGUCCUUUAGGAUUCGAAGGGACACCAACCGCUCAACAAGGUUGUAUUAGAAAACCAAAUUCAUGUUCUAAAACUUUAGAUUGUCCGCCAGAUCACAUGUGCAUUGGAUAUUUUUGUCAGGUACCAUGCCAAAUGAAUUCUGACUGCGCCAUGGGGGAAACAUGUUUUGAUAAUAAAUGUCAUAAGGUAUGCCACACCAGUAGCAACUGUUUACAUGGUGAACACUGUAAUUCCGGAGUAUGCAUACUUGGUUGCAAGGCAGAUUCAGACUGCAUGACUAAUCAAAUGUGUAAAGAAACAAAAUGCCAAUGUUUAGCAGGAUUCAAAAUGACACAGAAUGAAUGUAUAAAUGACAACGAAUGCGUCAAUAAUCCAUGUCACCCCACAGCCCAGUGUAUAGAUGAUAUCGGUUCUUUUAAAUGUGUCUGUCCUACGGGUGCCAUAGGAGACCCUUACAAAUCAGGAUGUUUAUUGCCCAAUCAAUGUAGACGCGAUAAUCAAUGCGAAGAUUCACUUGUCUGUUUCCGAGGAAAGUGCACAAAUCCAUGUGAAAGAAAUGACCCAUGUGGAACGAAUGCUAUUUGCACAGUAAAUAUGCAUAAAGUUACAUGUAAUUGCAAAAAAGGACAUCUGGGCAAUGCAUUCGAUAAACGAGUCGGCUGUUUUAGGGUCGAAUGUGUGGAUGACACUGAAUGUCCAAAUGAUAAAUUUUGCCGAUUAGAAAGUAACAAAUGUUCAGAUCAAUGUGAUGAAACAAUUUGUCAAGGUGGCAGCUGUAAAAUUAUAAACCAUAAAGCAUUUUGCACUUGUUCAUCUGGUUUUGAAUUAAACAAUUCCAAAUGUGAAGACAUAAAUGAGUGCCUUACACACCCGUGUCCAUUGAAUGCAAUUUGUGAAAAUAUACCUGGGUCAUAUAUUUGUACAUGUGUAAAUGGAACUGUUCUGGAUAUCAACACAAAACACUGUAAAAAACCCGGAGACUGCUUUACUGACGAAGAUUGUUCAGAAAUUACAAAAUGUAAAAAAAAUCAAUGUACAAAUCCCUGUGACACUUCUCCUUGUGGUGAUAAUACUGACUGUUACGUAUUAAAGCAUGAACCUGCGUGCGAAUGUCAAACGGGUAGUCAUGGCGAUCCAUAUAAGGGGUGUGUAAAAUUCGAAUGUGUAAAAGAUGCCGAUUGUUCCUCAGAAGAAGCCUGUGUAAAUAACAAAUGUAAAAACUCAUGUAGCAUACCACGUGCAUGUGGUAGAAAUGCAAAUUGCUUCUCUAGAAACCACAUUGGCCACUGUUUCUGUGCUUCUGGAUUCACAGGCGAUCCUGUUUUAGGAUGUGUUCCAGUACAGUAUUGUAACGAUGAUAGCAGAUGCUCAUCGGGGACUAAAUGUAUAGAGAAUUUGUGCCUGGGUUUGUGCAAGAAUUCAAGGGAUUGCCUUAACGAUCAAGUCUGUAUCCAAGAUACAUGUAGACUAACGUGCACAACAAAUGAUACGUGCCUUGACUCAUACUAUUGCUCUAAUAGAAUUUGUAUAAAAGAAAUAAAAUGUACUACCAAUGAUGACUGUUCUGAUGAUGAACAGUGCUCUGAAGACAAAAACGGAAUACCCCAAUGUUCUAAAUUAUGUAACAAUCAACCAUGUGGCAGAAAUGCUCUCUGUAUUGCUGCUUCCCAUAAGGCAUCCUGCUCAUGUAAAGAUGGAUAUUUUGGUGAUCCGGUUCAAGGUUGUAAAAAAAUUGAGUGUGGUCAGGAUAGUGACUGUUCAGAUGAUAAAUUUUGCGAAAAAAAUAUGUGUAAAAUUGCGUGUUUGUCUCAAAACAAAUGUGGAGAGAAUACUGUAUGUUCUUCAGAAAAACAUCAAGCCCUCUGUUACUGUCAAUCUGGCUAUACUGGUAAUCCAUCUACGGGUUGUCGACAAAUAAAUUUCUGUACAUCAAACCCUUGUGGCGAUGGAGCACAAUGCAACAAUACUAGAAGUGGAGCCCAAUGUGUUUGUCCUCAAGGAACGGUAGGCGAUCCUUAUGAAAAAGGGUGUCAAAAAGGCUCUGAAUGUAGAUUUAACAAGGAUUGUCCCACGGUUGCACGUUGCACCGUUAUUGAUGGAAUAAGAAAAUGCACAGAUGCUUGUGAUAAUAUGAAAUGUGGACCUAAUACUGAGUGUCUUGCGGCGAGACAUUCUGGCCAAUGUAAAUGUAAAACUGGCUUUACUGGAAAUCCUUCAAGUGAAAAAGGCUGUCGACCCCAUGAAAUUUCUUGUAAUGCAAAAGACGAUUGUCCUAAAAAUCAAUAUUGUCACGACAAAGUAUGUCAAGCUUUAUGUUUACUUGAUGAAGAAUGUCAAAUGCAAGAAAAAUGUAUUAACGGCCAAUGUUUAGAUCCCUGUAAAAUGGAAAAUACUUGUGGUUUGAAUGCUUUAUGCAGAACUGAUAAUCACGUUGUACAAUGUAGUUGUCCGUACAGAUUUACUGGAAAUCAAGACGUUGAAUGCGUGAGAAUACCAAGAUUGUGUGGUGGAUCUGGAGAAUGCGAAGAUGGGCAUUAUUGUCAAGAUUCAAUGUGUGUACCUAAAUGUACGGUGGACGAAGAGUGCGCAAUGAAUGAACGUUGCUCCAAAGGAGCUUGUUUGCUGACUUGUCGGGUAGACAACGACUGUUUCCUCGGACAUAUAUGUCUUGCAAAUAGCUGUCAUUACGGAUGCAGACAAGAGGAUGACUGUGGACCCGAUGAAUUUUGUAGAAACAAUUACUGCCAAAAUCCUUGUGCGAAUGAGGUGAACCCUUGUGGACCUAACACGCGAUGUACGGCGGUAGAUCGCAAAGCCGUAUGCUCAUGUCUUGAUAACUUAAUACCAAAUCCAACACCUAACGUUGGAUGCGUACGAACCCCUUCACCCACUUGCAAAAUGCAUUCCGAUUGCGCAUCAGGAUGGAGAUGUGAAGAUGACCGAUGUAGGCCAGCUUGUACGCCCGACGGGACAGAUUGUCUUCAAGGAGAACGUUGUGAUUUAGGCGUUUGCCGAUUCGCUUGCACCACUGAUGACCACUGCUCCGAUGAAGAAAUUUGCGACGGCAGAUUUUGUAUAACGGGAUGUAAAUCUGACUCCCAAUGUUCAAACGACAAAGCUUGUAUAUCUGGACAAUGUAAGGAUCCUUGCACCGAACCAGCCACGUGUGGUGCCAACGCACUUUGUUUAGCAAAUAAUCACCAACCGGUUUGCACCUGCUCUACAACUUUGACUGGAGAUCCAAAGGUUGCUUGUAGAAGAAUAUCUAUGCCUUGUGAUAUGGACAAAAACUGUGGUGAUGGAUUUAGUUGCUACGGAAAUAUUUGUUAUCCGUCGUGUAGAAGUGAUACCAUUUGCAUGUCAAAUGAAAAGUGUAUACGUGGCAUAUGCAGAGUGGUUUGUAAUAGUGAUGACGUAUGUAGUGAUGGCCAUAUUUGUGAAAACAGAAUAUGCAAACAAGGCUGUCGCCACGAUAAAGCUUGUAGUGAUGGACAGGCUUGUUUUAACGGGCAAUGUAAAGAUCCCUGCAAGGAAGGCAAUAGUUGUGGCACAUGCGCUGAUUGUAAAGUCAUCAAUCAUAGACCUCAAUGUAGCUGUUCAAGCAAUUAUACCGGAAAUCCUCUCGUAGAAUGCAAAAGAAAACAGUUACAAUGUGAUGGAUUUUGUCCUUGCGAUGAUAGCGGUUUUUGCAUUUCACUUUGUGACAAUAACUCCGAUUGUAAUUGUGAUGAAAAAUGUCACAAUGGCGGAUGCAGGGUUAUGUGCUCGUUGCGCAAUAAAUGCCCGCAGAGACAGAUAUGUUCUCAAGGAGUAUGCUUACCGGGCUGUAAUAGUAACAGGGACUGUGGAGACGACAUGGUGUGCUCAUCUAAGCAAUGUGUCCCCGUUUGUCGUGAAAAUUCUUGUGGAAAAAAUGCUUUGUGUUCUUCGGCACGACAUCGUCCCAUUUGCAGUUGUCCCAGUGGGUUUUCUGGAGAUCCUAUUAAGGAGUGUAAAAUCUUUGAAUGCUCUAACGACGAUGAAUGCGCUUUGGAUGAGGAAUGUAAUUUAGAAGGUAAAUGUAAAAAUGUGUGUAUACAUGCUUGCGGGACAAACGCAAUAUGUAGAUCUGUGAAUAGAAGUCCACAGUGUACUUGUCCUCCAAACUUUAUUGGUAACCCAAAGCUUGAAUGUGCAAAACCGACUGGGGGUACUUGUUCUCGAAACCCUUGUGGAGUUAACGCUCGUUGCCGUGAUAUGGAAGAUGGAAGUUACGAGUGCACCUGCCCUCCAGGCUGUGCGGGUAAUCCACAACAUCAAUGUUUCUGCGGCACUAUGAUGCCGUGUGCUGCUAAAGUUUGCGGAACCAAUGCACAGUGUCGAAUUGGACAAAAUCGAGAGACACAGUGCUAUUGUCCACGCAAUUAUCCAAACGGAGACCCAAAUAUAGAAUGUACUCAAGAACGCAGUAUUGUUGAUUGCCGUACGACUGGAUGUGGUGUUAAUGGAGAAUGCUUACGAGAAGGGGCAGACUUUGUAUGCCGAUGUGUUCCCGGUACGGAAGGCCAAGCUGAUAUAGAAUGUCACACCAGUAUCGAAUGUACGAGUGACAAGGACUGUCCUGUCGACAAGGCGUGCCUCAGUUUACACUGCGUGGACCCAUGCACAGUACGCGGUGUAUGUGGGGAGGAUGCCCUGUGUGUUCCCGUCAUGCAUAGAGCGCAAUGCUCCUGUCCACAAUGCUACGUCGGACAACCCAGACUAUCAUGCCGGCUGGACCCCACCUGCAAACCUACUUCGGAUAUAAAUAAUACAUUCACAUGCUCUGAUACCAAGCCCUGUCCGUCAAAGCUAGCUUGCGACUUAGUUACGAAUUAUUGCCGCAACCCUUGCUCCGACUAUCACAGCUGUCGACCGAAUCAAAAAUGUGAAGUACGUGAUCAUCAGCCAGUAUGUGUUUGUCGAAAUGGCUUCGCGUUAAACGAAAGGGGUGAAUUGACUUGUGCUCCGGAACACGCAGAAUGCACUAGAGACGAACAAUGCCCUUCUAAUGCACUUUGCAAAGAUAAUAAAUGUGUGAAUCCAUGUUUGGCAUCUAGAGAAUCAAUGUGUCCAAAAGGAAAACAAUGUGAAGUUGUGGAGCACAAAAUUAUGUGCAUGUGCAUUGAGGAUUGCCAUCCAUCAGUAUCGAUCUGCCUAAGAGACACCGGUUGUCCUCAAAACCUUGCGUGUCGAGAUUUUCAAUGCAAAGAUCCUUGCAAAGGUGCAUGCGGAGAUGCCCCUUGUUCUGUAGAAGAUCAUCACCCCGUUUGCAAGUUCUGUCCCGCUGGUUUUAUACAUGAUGAAAAACAUGGCUGUAUUAAAGCGUUAGGAUGCAGUGCCCAUGAGCAAUGUGCUUCGGGACUCGCAUGCAUUGAAGGCCGCUGCUCUGACCCAUGCGCACAAGGUGGUCCAUGCGCUAGUGGACAUCAUUGUGCAGUCGUUGAUCACCAACCUGUAUGCUCUAAAGUAUGCCAAUGUCAAACAUCGUCAGACUGCGUAAGGCAUCCUAAUACUAAUUGUGAUGGAUGUGUUUGUAUUCGUGAUGAAAAGAUAACAACGAAUUGCGCACACUGCCGCCCAGGAGUACCCUGUGAUCCGUUCUCUGGAGCGUGCAUGGAAAAUGCUCGGCCUAUACAUGUCCCACUAACCGAAAAAAACUCCGACACUACCACAGAUCAGUUUUCAACGAGUGAAACAACUACUAAUACUUUAGAAUUAACUGGUUUGACCUCAAAAUCCCCAUACAGUACCGUUAUGACUUAUGACAUUACAGAGACUAAUGAUAUAACAGAUACAACUUAUGUAGUAACGGAAACAACUAUUCCAGAGAAACGUUCGACCACAUCUCUUACGGAAAAUUUCUUUGAUUCAAGUACAACGUUAAGUCAAGAAUUGGGUAGUUCAAUAACCUCACCACCUUCAGAAAAUCAAGAAUUCAUAGGCAGUGGUGAGGUGGUUGUUACUAAAAGUCAGAAUUCAACAACUGGAAAACCUUACUUAAAACGUAAUGAAACUAGCGGCACUCAUAAACGUGUUAAUGAAAAUAGAAAUACAAAAACUCCAGAAAAUCGACGAAAUCUACAAAAUACGUAUGAUUCAAAUUUCAAAACUGCAGUUACAAAUCCUAUAAAUAUAACUACAAAACAUCCUAAUAAUGAAACACUUCGAAAUAAUUUAUCAACAGAGAAAACUUACAGUAUAGAAAGAGGAGAUCAAACUGUUGAAAUACCAGAUAUAUAUAUCACAACGCAAAAUUUGCAAGAAGCUGAUGAUAGCAGUACCUCUGAGAUCGUUACAAUAAAACAAAGUAACAAAGAACAAUUAGUGACAUCAUCUGAGUAUUCACUAGGCAUAAAAAGUACCCACUUUACAACUUUAACAGAGGAUAGUGAAACCACAAUAACUAAUACAUCACCUGAAAUAUAUACUUCUAAUUCAAUAGGGACAAUUACAGUAACUGAAAUAAACUACAGCAUUACGUCACUUCCCGGAGAAGAAAGUGUUGAUAAAGAAGUAGAAAAUAAAGCCACAUCUUUAGUUACUGAUGCCUCGAAAGUACUGAAUACAGCAAAAUCGGAUGAUUAUGAUGACAUUAACUAUACUACAAGUCUACAAUCAAAUGACAAGCGAACUAAUCAGGUAGACGUGGAAUCUAGUACAGUCACCACAUACUUUGAUACAGAUAAAUUAAAUGUAAAUAGCCAAGAUAAUAUAAAGGUAACAACAUCUCUAAGUGAUCAGAUGGAAAUACAUACAAUGGAAAGUUUAUAUACAAAAAAUGAAAAUGACGUACCUAUUUACAACACAGAAAAAUACAUGUAUAGUACUCAAAAUGUAUUGACAACUCUUGAAACAUCUUCUAAGGAAGGUUCUAACGAAGUGACUGGUCAAUUUGACUUCAUAAAUACCGAUGCAGAAGAAAUGACAGAUACAAAUUCAAUGACAACAUCAAAUGUAGGAACUGAGGAUAAAAUUUUAAGUACCACUACUACAAAGAAAAUCGAUAGUACUAUUCAAGAUAUUAAGUAUACAAAUAAAGAUUCUACUUCAUAUAUUCCUGUCGAAAAUAAACAUAAAACACAUAUAAGUACUUUAGAUAACUUUGAAAACGUUAAUACUUUUGUUGUGUCUACUGAUAGUGCAAAUCAACUUGAAUUAGAACAUACAGAGAGUUUUCGAGAAGUGGAAUCAAGCACAACUGCCUCAAAUGAUUUAAUUAUAUCAAAAACCAGUCCAGAUCAGAAUCACUACACAACAUCAGAAACGACAGAAUACAAAAUAUUACUUGAGGGGACAAAUAAAAAUGAACAUAUGUUUACCACGGUUUCAACAGUUUAUGAUUCAAAAAAUAUACCAUCUGACACGUUAAUGGAAAAAUAUGAUGAAUACACAACUAGAAAAAGCACUGACGUUGAUAUUAAAUUCACUACUGAUUCUAUGACUGAUGUUACAUCAUCAAAUUAUAAAGAUGUAUCAGAAAUCAGUAUGACAACAAAAAAUAUUGUUGAUGAUUCAAAAAUUAAUUCUACAGAGGCUAGUAUACCUACAAUUGAAUAUAGUAUUAGUUCUGAUUCUACAAUUCCAACAGGCUUAAAAACAACCAUGAGUGUAGAAACAACUACAGAUGGUAGAGAAUUGAAAACUUCGUAUGUGGAAACUGGACACGAUGGUACCACAACAUAUAGUGUUAUAGGAUUUGAUGAGGCGGAUCUUACGAAAAAAGUUCCUAUUGAAAAUAUAGUUUCUACAGAGGCAAUACACAGUAAUUAUGAAUCAAGCACAGAAUUUGCAAGUACAACUAGUAAAAAUUUCGGUGUAAAUGAUGGAAAUGAAAGAAAAGGUACAUUACAGACAACUUAUUCAGACGUUAGUCAAAACGUUUAUAGUGUAGGUAAUAAAGUUAAUAAUCCUGAGACGGAUGAUAUUUCUGAUAUGAAUAGCGUUGAAACAAAUACAGAUUCGUAUGAACUGUAUACAUCAACAAAUAGAUAUAGCGAAAAUAAUGCAUAUUCCACAGAAUAUACACGUGAAAAAUCACAUAGUGAAUUUUUUACAACAACUGCUUCAACUACUUUAGAUACAGAAACAACAGAACUAACUUCUUUAGAUUUUACAUCCUAUGACACAACGAAUAUUGAAGCUAUUGCGACAACACAAAACCAUAUGUUUACAGAAACAACUUCGGUUGUAGCAGAUAUAGGUAAUAAGAAUAAUUAUUUGCCCGAAACCACAGAAUUAACAACCGCUGAAAAUAUUGAACUUUCAACGAGUCUAGUACAUGAAUCGGACUCAGAUAUUCCUUACACUAGUAUAACACAGCUAUCAAAUACCUUCGAAAAAACUUCAACAAAUUCAUAUUUAAAAGAUACUUUUUCUACGGGAAUGGAUAUGGUUGAAAUAACAGAGGAGGAUAUAAAAAAACCAUCGAUUGAGGUUAUUACCACAAUAAAAUCUGAUAUGGCUUCCACAAUUACUGUUGAUGGUGGUACCAAAACUACACAAAUAACACCCAAGGAAUCCAAAAAUUACGUAACCGGUGCUACAUCAACAGAAAAAUCUAAUAUAUUAAAACUUACAACAGAAUCAUUUCAAUCAAUAGAUGCAAAUGCGUCUACUCCAAAAUAUGAAAAUGGAAUCACAGUUUCUCUGGAAACAAUAAACAUUCAAACGACACAAUCAGGCAAGUAUUCUGAGUCGACGCAACAUACAACAGAUGAGGUCACUUCUACCGAUUUCAAAAGUGUUACCUCUAUUACUCUUGAUGAAAUUAGUAAAACUGAAAUGCUCAAAAGCUAUGGGUCUACAUCAACUUCUACCGACAAAUACGACAUAACUACUACUACAAAUAUAGAUACAACUACAGAAAUUUCUGAGGUAAAUAAAGGAAAAAAUAAAUACCCUUCUACAAUAUCAUCAACUUUCAAUGCGUUUUCUGAUAACUUAUCUUCGAGGCAAAAAGACACUGAUAUUUUCGCCUGGACUGAGACUACUUUAUUUACUGAAUCGACACCAACUUACGAUUUUGAUGAUGUGACGACUAAAGUUAAUUGUACAUUUGACUUUGACUGUAAUAUAAACAAAUCUUGUCUAAACGGGGUUUGCCAAAAUCCGUGUGAGGUCCAGAGUCCGUGUAUACAGAAUAAAACCUGUAAUGUUUUCAACCAUGUAGCAGUUUGUGAGUGUAACGACGAGGCCAGGGACAACUGCGUUAGAGAAUCACCUGGGACACCUAAAGCACCAGAACCUUGUCAUUCUGAUCGCGACUGUAUAGAAACUGAAGCCUGUUUUAUGGGACUAUGUCAAAAUCCAUGUGAAUUUGAUAACGUAUGUGGAACUGAAGCUAAUUGCAAUCCCGUAAAACAAAGACCCAUGUGUUCAUGCCCAGCCGGGCAUGAAGGAGAUCCAGCUGUAAAAUGUUCACCUAAAAUAACCGGUUGCACUCGAAAUGAAGAAUGUCUUGUGACGGAGGCUUGUAUAAAUAACGCGUGUCAGCAUCCGUGUGCGAUACACAACCCGUGUGCACCUAACGCCGUCUGUAUAAACACAAAUCAUGGUUCGGAUUGUAGCUGCAUCGAAGGGUUCCAAGGAAACGGAUACGUUGGAUGUGUACCAGUGGUUGAAUCUCGAUCAGUUUGCCAGUAUAAUGAAGAUUGUCCUCCAGAGCUAUUAUGUGAUAGAUUAAACAGGGUGUGUAUUAACCCUUGUGCUGUGAAUACAUGCGGUGAUAAUGCCGAAUGUUACCCUGCGAGUCAUGGUAUUCAAUGCAAAUGCUUAGCUGGUUUUACUGGAAAUCCCUUCUUGGAAUGUUAUCAAGUACAAGGAUGUCGAUCAGACAACGAAUGUCCAAAUACGGAAGCUUGUAUAAAUGGUAAAUGUGAUUCACCGUGCCGCUGCGGAAUCAAUGCCGUUUGCGAUGUAAUAAACCAUCGUGCGUCCUGUAAAUGUUUAGCUGGAUUCUCUGGGAACCCAUCGAUUGGUUGUGAACCACCAACAAACCCAUGUGUUCCAAAUCCAUGUGGUAAUAACGCUUUAUGUGAAAAUGACAAUGGUAAUCCCAUUUGCUUCUGCCCUAAAGGUUUAACUGGAAAUCCAUUCAAAAAUUGUAUUCCCGAAGGAAAUGAAUGUGAACCUAAUCCAUGUGGACCAAAUACAGGAUGCAGGGUGAUAGAAAACAAACCAGCGUGCUUCUGUUUGCCAAACUAUGAGGGAAACCCACCUCGUCAACCAUGCCAACUGCCAAAUAAUCCUUGUAACCCAUCUCCAUGCGGGCCUAAUACACAAUGUACUGUGUUAUCUAACGGGUUUUCAAAAUGCACGUGUCUAUUAGGAUAUGUAGAAAGUCCUAAUACUGUGAGGGGUUGUGUUGAAGCCAGAAAUCCUUGCGAACCUAAUACUUGUGGUGUUGGUGCUCGUUGUGAUGCAAACAGAAUCCCAGCGUGCUAUUGCCCUGAAAAUACUAUCGGUAAUCCUUAUAAAUCAUGUAAUCAUCAAGCUUACUUACCACCAGAAGUAUUAUGUAAACCUGGAAAAUGCGGAAGUAAUGCAGAUUGUUAUGUCAGUAGUAACACUGAAAUGUGCUUUUGCAAAGCAGGAUUCUUCGGCGACCCGUAUAUAGGCUGUCAACCACUACGGAAUCCUUGUAGUCCAAAUCCAUGUGGGCCUCAUGCGAUAUGUAAUAUAAACUAUGAAGGCCAACUCUCCUGUUUAUGUCCAGAAGGCAUUACUGGUGAUCCUUACAGUUUGAAUGGCUGUGUUUCCCGAGAGUGUGAAAUAGACGACGAAUGUCCAUCCAAUAAGGCCUGUAUUGGAUUCACAUGCCGUGAUCCUUGCCCUGGAGUCUGUGGAAUAAAUGCUGGAUGUUCCGUCGAAACUCAUCAUCCCGUCUGCGUUUGUGAAGAUGGUUAUGAAGGAAAUCCCCUUAUUUGUUGCUUACAACCAGAAAGUCAAAAAUCGAAUAGACCUUGCACAAGAACUACGUGUGGCAUUAAUGCAAUAUGCCAAGAUGUUGACGAGAAGGCCAUUUGUGCCUGUCUACCUGACUUCCAUGGUGAUCCUCUGAUAGAAUGUAAACCAGAAUGUAUAAUGAACUCAGAUUGUGCAUCGGGCGAAGCUUGUAUAAAUCAAAAAUGUAUUGACCCAUGUGACCACAACAACAUAUGUGGAAUUAAUGCUGUAUGUCUAUGUUCGGAUCACACGGUGUCGUGCUUGUGCCCGGAGGGAUACAUUGGUGAUCCAUUAAUACAAUGUCUUUACCGACCGAUUAUAAUAACACCUGACAAUACUACAGUACAACCUUGUUCACCAAAUCCUUGCGACCCUAAUUCUUAUUGUGACACAUAUGGUGAUAAAUUUGCAGUGUGCGAUAUAUGUGUUGGACCCAACUCUAUUAACAAUCCUGCUUGUAGACCAGAAUGUCUUUUAAGCUCUGACUGUACGUUUGAUAAGGCUUGUAUUCGAAACAGAUGUGUGGAUCCCUGUGCCGGUUCUUGUGGUCUGAAUGCUGAAUGCACAGUUUAUCACCACGAUCCUAUUUGUCGCUGUAAAUCUGGCUUUGAAGGCAAUCCAUAUGAGGGUUGUAAAGUAAAUACUCAAGUUAUACAACCCAAGCUAUGUGAUAAUAUGCAAUGCGGGCCUAACGCUGUGUGUGAUGAAAUAAAUGGGGUUCUAACAUGCCAAUGUCUCUCUAAUUUCUACGGAAAUCCGUAUAUUUCAUGCAGGCCAGAAUGCGUGGUUAACAGUGAUUGCAGUUCAAAUAAAGCAUGUUUAAAUAACAAAUGCGAAACUCCUUGCAAGGAUAUUUGCGGAAUAGGGGCUCAAUGUGAAACCGUAAACCAUCACGCUGUAUGCUACUGUCCUCCAAAUCUCUCAGGCGAUCCUUAUAUCAGGUGCCAGACACAAGCCAAAAUACCCACUACAUUAUCUAUAUGUGAUCCAUCACCGUGUGGUGCAUACAGUCGUUGCUUGGUCUCAGAAACAGGUUUUGCUAUAUGUUCUUGCCUACCAGGAUUUAGAGGAAUACCGCCAAUGUGUCAACCUGAAUGUGUAAGCAAUUCUGACUGUGAACAACAAGAAACUUGUGUAAACCAAAGAUGUGUUAACCCUUGCCAAGGAAGCUGUGGAGUCGGAUCUAGUUGCAUUGUAGUCAACCAUAAUGUAAUUUGUAGUUGUGGACCCGGAGCAACGGGUGAUCCUUUCGUAGCCUGUACAGCGUUUGUUGAAGGUCCAUCGUCUGAUAAAAAUCCAUGUGUGCCCUCACCUUGUGGACCAAACUCUGUUUGUGAAAUAAGAUCAAACCAUCCAGUAUGUUCUUGCCAGCCAAACUAUUCAGGAACUCCACCUUUCUGUAGACCAGAAUGUGUAAUUAGUCAAGAAUGUUCACCAAAUCAAGCUUGUAUUAAUGAAAAAUGUAGUGACCCAUGUGUGGGCGCUUGUGGAAACAACGCUAAGUGUGACGUUAUUAACCAUACACCAUUGUGUAGUUGUUUAGAAGGCUAUAGGGGCGAUGCAUUUAUAGGAUGUAUUGCAGUAGACAAAGACGAAAACGUAUCGCCAUGCAAUCCAUCACCGUGUGGUGAAAAUACUCUAUGUACCGUUAUUAACAAUGCAGCUCGAUGUUCUUGCAUCCCGCCAAAUAUAGGUAAUCCGUACGCGGGAGGAUGUCGACCAGAAUGUAUUUCAAAUUCAGAUUGUCCUAACCACCUGGCGUGCUUAUCCAGUCAUUGUAGAGAUCCUUGUCGAGAUUUAUGUGGCCUCAAUGCUCAGUGUGUUGUGACUAAUCAUGUACCCGUAUGUACAUGCUUCAAAGGAUAUCAAGGUGAUCCAUUUUCUUCGUGCAGACCAGAAUAUACAACAUCGGUAACAUUCAAUCCAUGCGAACCUUCUAGCUGUGGACCAAACAGUGAAUGCCAUGUAGUAAACAACCGUGCUGCAUGUUCCUGCCGUGUUGGAUAUGUCGGUGCUCCUCCCAACUGUAGACCGGAGUGCGUAGUUAACUCCGACUGCCCUGGUACUAAAGCCUGCAUAAAUAUAAAGUGUAAAGACCCCUGUAUAAACAGCUGCGGACUUGAGGCUCGCUGUCACGUCAUUGGGCACAACCCUAUUUGUACCUGCCCUGAGAACAUGCCCGAAGGCGAUCCGUUUAUUAAAUGUUAUAGAAAGAGUAUUACGGCACCGGCACCAAACCCGUGUCUUCCAUCCCCAUGCGGACCACACUCAACUUGCCGUAGCGAAUUGGGUCGCGCCGUGUGCGCCUGUGAACCUGGAACAUUGGGCGCGCCACCCGCAUGCCGUCCACAGUGUCUCAUCAAUCAAGACUGCCCUCUCGCCCUGGCGUGUCUCAGGGGUACUUGCAUCAAUCCUUGUGUCGGUUCUUGUGGUUUCAACGCCAAAUGUUCCGUACAAAACCACCAACCUCAAUGUUCCUGUGACGAUGGUUAUUCUGGAGAUCCUUUCGCUGGCUGUAGUCCAUUUGAAAUUUCUAAAGAAGUUCCUCGACAACCAUGCAAUCCUUCACCUUGCGGAUCUAAUGCAAUUUGUCGAGAAAGGAAUGGUGCAGGUGCAUGUACAUGUAUAGAUGAAUUUUAUGGGGACCCAUAUCAGGGUUGUAGACCAGAAUGUGUUAUGAAUACUGAUUGUGCUCCGGACAGGUCUUGCUUUAAUAACAAAUGUGUAGAUCCUUGUCCGGGCACAUGUGGGCGAAAUGCUGAAUGUAAAGUGACCAAUCACGCACCUUCAUGUUAUUGCUUGACUGGAUUUUCUGGAAAUCCUCUUCAUGCAUGUAAUCCUAUAAUAACUGUCCAAGAACCUGUCAAUCCUUGCCACCCUUCACCAUGUGGCCCGUAUAGUAAAUGCCGAACUUUUAACGGUCAUGCUGUUUGUACAUGUCUCGAUAUGUGUGUGGGAUCUCCACCAAAUUGUCGGCCUGAAUGUAUUGUGAGUUCGGAUUGUCGACCUGAUAAAGCGUGUGUUAAUCAAAAAUGUCAAGACCCAUGUCCGGGUACUUGCGGUGUAAAUGCAAAUUGCCACGUUGUCAAUCAUAAUCCAGUUUGCAGUUGUUUUAUUGACUAUACUGGUGAUCCAUUUGUGCGAUGUUACUUGGAAGACAAACAUAUGGUGCCAGUCGACAAUUGUCUACCAAGUCCCUGCGGACCAAAUUCUCAGUGUAAAGAUUUAGGUGGAGUACCAGUGUGCUCAUGUUUAAUCAACUACAUUGGACGACCACCAAAUUGUAGACCUGAGUGUACGUUAAAUUCCGAAUGUCCCAGUAACUUAGCAUGUAUAUCUGAAAAGUGCAGCAAUCCAUGUCCGGGCUCAUGCGGCAUACACGCUACGUGUAACGUUGUUAAGCAUAUCCCCAUAUGCACAUGUGAUAAUGAUUACACUGGGGAUCCAUUUUCCGGUUGUUAUUUAACUCCAAUUAUUGAACCACAACUAGAAAGCCCCUGCUCCAGAUCACCUUGUGGUGCUAAUGCCGUGUGUAAAGAGAGACAUGGGGCGGGCUCGUGCUCUUGUCUGCCCGACUAUUAUGGUGAUCCAUACGUAGAAUGUCGACCAGAAUGUGUUCUCAAUUCCGAUUGUCCCAAAGAUAGAGCGUGCAUUAAUAACAAAUGCAAAGAUCCGUGUCCUGGCGUUUGUGGUAUGAAUGCGGAGUGUCGCGUAAAUAACCAUGCACCCUCUUGUGCGUGCUUCUCUGGAUACGAAGGAAAUCCGUUUACUUCCUGUUUUAUCAGCCAAAUAGAUAGAGAGAAAUCCGUCCAGCCGUGCACCCCAUCGCCAUGUGGGCCUAAUAGUAUAUGUCGAGAAAGUCAUGGACACGCCAUUUGUGCGUGCCAGGACGACUUUUUCGGUUCACCCCCUUCUUGCCAUCCCGAAUGUAUGGUUAGCAGUGACUGUAUGCCAAACAAAGCCUGCAUUAACAAAAAAUGCGUAGAUCCAUGUAUCAAUGCCUGCGGAAAAGACGCGAAAUGCAAUGUUGUGAACCAUAAUGCAUUAUGUAGUUGCCCCCGUAACUAUAUUGGUGACCCAUUUAUACAAUGUGUUUAUGGAAAACGUCCUGAACCAAAACCGUCACAGAAUCCAUGUAUUCCUUCCCCAUGUGGGCCAAACUCACAAUGUCGAAUGGUAGGUGAAACACCAGCUUGUUCAUGUAAGGCCGGUUACGUGGGCAGAGCCCCGAAUUGUCGUCCCGAAUGUAUCUAUGACGAAGAAUGUCCUAGCAAUCUUGCUUGUAUUCGCGAAAAAUGUAUGACACCUUGCGAUGGUUCUUGCGGCGCACACACUGAUUGUAUGGUUAUUUCACACAAAGCUGUAUGUAGAUGUCAAGAUAGCUAUACCGGUGACCCUUUUAGUGGUUGUUAUUUUAUUGUGACCGUUGCAAGUGAAUAUGAAAGCCCGUGCGAUCCAUCGCCAUGUGGUCCAAAUGCGUUAUGUACGGAAAAAAAAUCAGCCGGUGCUUGCACAUGUGUCCCUGGUUAUUUUGGAGAUCCAUACAUGGGAUGCCGUCCAGAAUGUGUGACAAAUAACGAUUGCCAUUUUGAUCAAGCUUGUUCCAACAACAAAUGUGUAAAUCCUUGUGAAGGUGCUUGUGGAGUCAACGCAGUUUGUAAUGUAGCACACCAUACCCCCGUAUGCUUAUGUAUCGAUGGUUAUAUGGGAAAUCCUACGGUAUCAUGUUAUCCACAGAAAAAAAUACCCGUUGAAGAAAAUCCGUGUUCACCGUCACCUUGUGGCCCGUAUAGUAAUUGUAAAGUAAUAGACGGACAUGGAGUGUGUUCGUGUCAAGGGGACUAUAUAGGGUCGCCUCCUACGUGUAGGCCAGAAUGCGUGAUAAGUACAGAUUGUCCUCAACACCAAGCCUGCAUUAAACAAAAGUGUAGGGACCCUUGUCCGGGAACAUGUGGAAUUAAUGCGAAAUGCCAAGUUAUAAAUCAUAAUCCUAUCUGUACAUGCAAAGCAGGAUUUACUGGUGAUCCAUUCGUUACUUGCCAACUGGAACCAAAACCUAUUCUUCCGGUGCCUAAGGGAAACCCAUGUGUACCAUCGCCGUGUGGCCCUUAUUCACAAUGUAAAGUAGUUGGAGAAGCGCCUGCAUGUUCAUGCUUACCAAACUAUAUGGGUGUUGCACCAAACUGUAGACCAGAAUGUUCUAUUAAUGCGGAAUGUCCUGGUAAUCUUGCAUGUCAAAACGAAAAGUGUGUAGAUCCAUGUCCGGGAUCAUGUGGCUUUAACGCUGAAUGCACCAUUGCAAAUCAUAUAGCACUCUGCCAUUGUAUCAUUGGAUAUACAGGUGAUCCGUUUAGUGGAUGUUCUAUCAUCGAACAUACUAAAGAGCCACCGCCAAACCCUUGCAAUCCAUCUCCGUGCGGUGCUAAUGCAAUAUGCAAAGAGAGAAACGGCAUUGGUUCAUGCUCCUGCCUUCCUGAAUACUUCGGUGACCCAUACACCGGAUGUCGUCCUGAAUGUGUUUCGAAUUCAGAUUGUGACCGAAACAAGGCGUGUUCAAAUAACAGAUGUAGAGAUCCAUGCCCCGGUGCCUGUGGAAUCAAUGCAGAAUGUAGAACUGUAAAUCACGCCCCAACUUGCACCUGUCUUACAGGAUACACAGGAAAUCCACUAACAAAUUGUGAAGUACAACUAGUAUCAGAAAGAGACGAACCACAACUCAACCCGUGCCAGCCAUCACCGUGUGGACCUAAUAGUUUGUGUCGGGAAGUCAACGGUCAUAGCGUCUGCACUUGUGAAACGGGAUACAUCGGAACGCCACCUACUUGUCGCCCUGAAUGUAUUGUUAGUUCAGAAUGUCCACAAGACAAAGCAUGUGUUAAUAAGAAAUGUUUAGAUCCUUGUCCAAAUACUUGUGGGCUGAAUGCACGCUGUCAAGUUGUAACACACAAUCCAAUAUGCAGUUGCACUCCUGGAUAUACCGGUGAUCCCUUUACUAGAUGUACAUUGACAGAAAGGACGGUAUCAACUAAUCCGUGUGACCCAUCCCCCUGCGGGGCAAACUCGGAAUGUCGUGUCAUAGGUGACCAAGCAGCUUGUUCUUGCCUACCGAAUUACAUUGGAAGAGUACCAAAUUGUCGGCCAGAAUGUACAAUCGAUCCUGAAUGUCCUAGCAAUGCAGCCUGUAUAAACGAACGUUGUAAAGAUCCAUGCCAGAAUGCCUGUGGAUUAAAUGCACUAUGUAUGACAGUGAAUCAUAAAGCUAUCUGUAAUUGCCAGCAAGGUUUUACUGGAGAUGCCUCUAGCAAUUGCAUUCAAAUUGUUAUUUCGUCGACGGAAAUGACACCAACCUCAAGUCCAUGUACUCCUUCGCCAUGUGGACCAAACGCGGAAUGUCGUGAAUUUAAUGGAGCGGGAGCGUGCUUCUGCUCCGAAGGAUAUGAGGGUGACGCCUACAGCUCGCAAGGAUGUCGUAGAGAAUGUGAAAACAAUGAUGAUUGUCCAUUAAACCUAGCUUGUACGCGUUUCAAAUGUAUCGAUCCCUGUCCGAGAACUUGUGGACAAUUUGCAGAAUGCACUGUUGAAAAACAUAUACCAGUCUGCACAUGCCCCAGAGGUUAUACCGGGGACCCAUUCUUCCAAUGUAAACAAAUAGUUUUGGAAGAUGUUCCACCUUCAAACCCAUGCGAGCCUACUCCCUGCGGUCCAAACAGUCAAUGCAGACAAGUAAAUAUGCAAGCGGUGUGCUCGUGCUUACCAAAUUAUGUUAGCUCUCCACCAUCAUGUAGACCACAAUGUAUUGUUAAUAGUGAAUGUGAUUCAUCGAAGGCGUGUAUAAAUCAAAAAUGUGAUGACCCCUGCCCGAACACCUGUGGUUUGAGAGCACAUUGCCAAGUCAAGAAUCAUAACCCUAUUUGUACUUGUCCAGCUGGUAUGACUGGAGAUCCGUUUACGCAAUGUUACCAAAUUCCAUCUAGUACUACCGAACGUCCUCCUUCUUGCACUCCUUCGCCUUGUGGACCCCACUCACGGUGCCAAUUGUUGUCCAGUGGUCCUGCUUGUUCUUGUCUGCCAGGAUAUAUUGGCUCACCACCAUCAUGUCGUCCUGAGUGUACAAUUAAUUCUGAAUGUCCAGCUUCCUUAGCAUGCGUACGACAAAAAUGUGAAGACCCAUGUCCAGGUUCUUGCGGAGUGGAGGCCAACUGUCACGUCUUGAAUCAUGUAGCAGUUUGCGUCUGUAAUGAAGGCUACACAGGGGAUCCAUUCUCCAGAUGUUCUCCAAUUAGUGAGGUUCCUACAACCCCUACACCGCUAGAUCCAUGUAAUCCGUCACCUUGUGGAUCAAAUGCUAAAUGUGAUAAUGGAUUCUGUACAUGUUUACCGGAAUAUAGAGGAAAUCCUUACGAAUCAUGUCGACCGGAAUGCACCGGCAGCCAAGAAUGUCCUAGAGACAAAGCUUGCUUCCGCAAUAAGUGUCAAGAUCCUUGUCCAGGUGUAUGCGGGCAAAAUGCCAAAUGUGAUGUUAUUAACCAUAUACCAAGUUGUUCGUGUAUUGCUGAUUAUACCGGAAAUCCAUUCGUUCAUUGUCUACCAAUGGAAAGAGAUAAGUCUAGACCUAACGACCCAUGCCAUCCAUCGCCUUGCGGACCGAAUAGUAUCUGUAAAACUGUAGAUAAUACAGCCGUAUGCGCUUGUGUAGAAGGCUUCCAAGGAUCACCACCAGCCUGUAGACCCGAGUGUGUUGUCAGUUCUGAAUGUCCAUCAACAAAAGCGUGUGUUAAUAAAAAAUGUGUUAAUCCCUGUAUCAACGCAUGUGGUCUCUUAGCACGUUGUGAGGUUAUUAAUCAUAGUCCUAUCUGUAGCUGUAACGUUGGUCAGACAGGAGACCCGUUUAAGAGCUGCUUUGACAUCAUAAUAAUGCCAAAUGAUCCCGUUGACGCGUGCAAUCCUUCACCGUGUGGACCGAACUCAAUAUGUGCUGAAAGAAAUGGAAAGGCUAAUUGUAGAUGCGCCGAUGACUAUAUAGGACAACCUCCAAACUGUAGACCAGAGUGUGUGAUUAAUCCCGACUGUCCUUCCAAUCAAGCCUGUAUAAGAAACAAAUGUAUAGAUCCUUGUCCGGGCUCAUGUGGAGUAAAUGCGGAUUGUAUUAUUGUCAGUCACACCGUCUCUUGUGUAUGCCGUGAACAAUUUACUGGAAAUCCAUUUCUACAAUGUGUGCCACAAGAAGAAAAAGUUGUGAAACCCUGUGAUCCUUCACCCUGUGGAAUGAAUGCUGUGUGUACUCAAAGAGACGGAGCUGGUGCAUGUUCUUGCUUAGAGGGUUAUCAAGGAAAUCCAUAUGAGGGAUGUAGGCCUGAAUGUGUUUUAAGCUCAGAUUGCUCAGCAGAUAAAUCUUGCAUUCGUAAUAAAUGUGCUGAUCCAUGCCCAGGAAUCUGUGGAAACUUUGCUGAAUGUACUGUAGUAAAUCAUGUGCCUACAUGUGCUUGCCUUAAGGGUUAUUCUGGAAAUCCAUUUGUACAAUGUUCUAGAGAAGAACCAAUAGUGAAAAUUAAACCUUGUCAGCCCUCACCGUGUGGUCCAAAUAGUGUUUGUAGAGAAAACGGUGGCUUAGCCUCUUGUGAAUGUUUACCAGAAUAUAAAGGCGCACCACCUGAUUGCCGCCCAGAAUGUACUGUGAGCAGCGAAUGUCCUCCAGAUCGUGCCUGUCAUAAACUCAGAUGUGCAGAUCCUUGCAGAGGAACUUGCGGUCUUGGUGCACAUUGUCAAGUUAUAAACCACAGCCCAUUAUGUAGCUGUCCCGCGGGCACUACUGGUGAUCCCUUUAGUCGGUGCCAAGAAAUACAGUAUAGUGAAACAGAAAUUCCGUUGGAGCCCUGUUCGCCCAAUCCUUGUGGUCCUUACAGUGAAUGUCGACCAAUUAAUGGCUACCCUUCAUGUUCGUGUAGCGGAGAUUAUUUAGGUACCCCGCCAAAUUGCCACCCUGAGUGUCUAGUCAAUACCGACUGCCCAUCACACCAAGCCUGUAUAGCUGAAAAAUGCACUAACCCUUGUGAAGGCUCAUGCGGAUUUAGAGCCGAAUGUCGUGUACAAGACCAUAUACCAAUUUGCAGCUGCCCCACAAGAUAUUCUGGAGAUCCAUUCAUACAAUGUGCUGAAGUAAUAGUAUCAACGCCCCCACCAACUGCAGACCCUUGCAAUCCGUCACCAUGCGGAUCAAAUUCCAUAUGUGAUAAUGGCGUUUGCCUUUGUGCUAAAGGAUUCUUUGGAGAUCCUUAUUUUGGUUGUCGUCUUGAAUGCUCAACAAAUGGAGAAUGUUCACCAACACGUGCUUGUCACGGUGGAAAAUGCUUGGACCCCUGCCCUGGAGCCUGUGGGACUGGUGCCAUCUGUUCCGUGAACAACCAUAUACCAUCAUGUACUUGUGCAGUCGGUACAUCAGGUGAUCCAUUCUCAUACUGUACGGAGAUAAUAAAAGAAGAACCACACCGAUCUCCAUGUACUCCAUCUCCUUGUGGACCAUAUAGCGAAUGUACAGUGAGUACCAACGGUGCGGCUGCUUGUUCGUGCCGCUCUGGUCACAUUGGGUCACCGCCAACUUGUCGUCCAGAAUGUCUCGUUAGCUCUGAGUGUAAAUUACAAGAAGCAUGUAUAGACCAUCGUUGUCGGGACCCGUGUGAAGGAGCUUGUGGUCGUGGAGCACGCUGCCAAGUUAUAGCACAUUCUCCAAUAUGUACCUGCAAUGAUGGAUAUUCUGGUGAUCCGUUCACUUAUUGCUCACCAAUACCGAUAUCGCUCCCGAACCCAAUCGAUCCAUGCGAGCCAACACCUUGUGGACCCAAUUCAAUAUGCGUUAAAACAGGAGAUAUACCAGCAUGUAGUUGCCAAGCGGGCUAUAUUGGGUCACCACCUAACUGUCGACCAGAGUGUACGAUCAGUGCUGAAUGUCCCGCGGCGUUGGCCUGUGUGUCUCAGAGAUGUAAAGACCCAUGCGUGCACGCUUGCGGCUCCAACGCGGUGUGCUCCGUUGUAGAUCAUCGAGCGACAUGUGCCUGUGAACAUGGUUACCAAGGAGAUCCAUUCCAGGGUUGCAUUCCACCUAAAGCUACUUCUGCAAUUGAAUAUUUGAAUCCUUGUGAGCCUUCCCCUUGUGGUGUAAACGCGGAUUGUAAAGUACAAGGAAACGCGGGAUCUUGCACUUGCCGUCCUGAUUAUUUUGGUGAUCCAUAUCAAGGUUGCAGACCUCAGUGUUUAGCUGAUUCUGAUUGCUCUUUAAUGAUGGGAUGCGUAAACAACAAAUGUGUCGAUACUUGCCCCGGUGUAUGCGGGCUCAAUGCAGAAUGUUUUGUUACAUAUCAUAAACCGACGUGCAAUUGUCGAUUUGGUUUUACUGGAAAUGCGCUAGUCAUGUGCUCUCCAAUACUAGUAAGAGAUACAUCGAUUGACGUGUGUAAUCCAUCUCCGUGUGGGCCUAAUGCACAAUGUAAAGUUAUUAAUAAUCAACCAGUAUGUUCAUGUUGGAGUAAUUACAUAGGAGCACCACCGAACUGUAAGCCAGAAUGUGUUAUAAAUUCAGAUUGUCAAACAAAUCGGGCUUGUAUAAACAACAGAUGUGUAAAUCCGUGUCCAAGACCUUGUGGAAGUAACUCAGACUGUAAGGUAAUCAACCAUAGCCCUGUUUGCUCUUGUCGACAAGGAUAUACUGGAGAUCCGUUCAUAUCAUGUACCCGGAAAUUACAAGUUUCAUUCUCUAUAGAAGAACAUACAGAUCCUUGCUUAUCUUCACCAUGUGGACUUUAUGCGGAAUGUAGGAACGCGAAUGGGUUGCCCUCCUGCUCGUGCCUUCCAUCUUAUAUUGGAUCUCCGCCAUUUUGUAAACCUGAAUGUGUAGUGCAUUCUGAUUGCCCUAGUGAUAAGGCCUGUAUUUCUGAAAAAUGUAGAAAUCCGUGUGAUGGCUCAUGUGGCAUUUAUGCCAACUGUUUUGUUAACCGACAUGUAGCUGUCUGUUUAUGUUCAGAAGGCUUCACUGGAGACCCAUUUAGAGAAUGCAAAAUUUCAGCUGUUAAAGAGACUGUACAAUAUGAACCUAGUGAUCCCUGCACACCUAGUCCAUGUGGUUCCAAUGCAAUCUGUAACAAUGGAGUUUGUACUUGUAUAGCUGACUAUAAUGGCGAUCCAUACUUCGGAUGCAGACCAGAAUGUCUAUAUAAUACAGACUGUGCUCGAAACAAAGGUUGCCAAAAGAAUAAGUGUGUAGAUCCAUGUAUAGGAACAUGUGGACUUCAUGCCAUAUGUGAAGUCAACAAUCACGUCCCCAUGUGUUCUUGUCCACGUGGAAUGAGUGGCAACGCCUUUAUUGAAUGUCGUGCUAUAAGCGUUAUAAACAAAAGCCCCUGUCAACCUUCACCAUGUGGUCCAAACAGUCAAUGUCAGCAAUCACACGGCCAAGCAGUAUGCUCAUGCCUACAGGGAUAUCGUGGUAGCCCUCCUAACUGUAGACCAGAAUGUGUUGUGAGUUUAGAAUGUCCACUCAAUGAGGCGUGUCAGAACCAAAAAUGUGUUAAUCCAUGUCAAGGUGCUUGUGGGAUUGCUGCCGUAUGUGAAGUUAUUAACCAUAAUCCAAUUUGUACUUGCCCAGCAUUGUUCACUGGAGAUCCCUUCAGAAAAUGCGAUUAUAUUGUAAAUGUACCAAUCCAAAUCAAUCCCUGUGAGCCAUCUCCUUGCGGACCCUAUUCGACCUGUAGAAGUAAAGAUGACGGACCAGUUUGUGCUUGUCUCGAUAAUUACAAGGGGACACCACCACAUUGCAAGCCAGAAUGUAUAAGUAAUAGUGAAUGCGAUCACAAUCAAGCCUGUAUCAACCAAAAAUGUUCUGACCCAUGUAUAGGAAGCUGUGGAAUUAACUCUGAAUGCAGAGUUGUUAGUCAUUCUCCAGUUUGCCUUUGUCAAUCUGGUUACACAGGCGACCCAUUUUCACAUUGCAGCCUAGAAGUUAUAUCUAGACCAAGUGAAAGUUUACACCCAUGCAAUCCAAAUCCUUGUGGAGCAAACGCUAUAUGUAGAGAGCAAAAUGGAAUAGGGGCAUGCCUAUGUGCAGAGACUUAUACAGGUAACCCGUACGAGGGAUGUCGACCCGAAUGUGUUGUAGAUUCCGACUGCCCCCUAAACAAGGCCUGUUCAGGCAUGAAAUGUGUUGAUCCAUGUCCGGGUUCUUGUGGAGUAAAUGCGUUCUGUCUUGUAAGCAAUCAUAGGCCGAACUGUAUUUGUCAGUCUGGAUAUACCGGAAAUCCAUUUAGUCACUGUGGUAUUCUACAAGAAUCUCAAAUCUUGGAAACAAACCCGUGCAGUCCGAGUCCAUGCGGUGCUAACAGCCAAUGCAAAGAAAUACAAGGCCAAGCAGUGUGCUCUUGUUUACCUUUAUUUGUAGGAGCACCGCCCUAUUGUCGCCCAGAAUGUGUUAUGAGUUCCGAAUGCCCGCCGAACUUGGCUUGUAUUGACCAAAAAUGUUCUGACCCGUGUGUAGGGAGUUGUGGUGAGAGGGCCAGUUGUAACGUCAUCAACCAUAGCCCUAUCUGUGUAUGCAAUCAAGGUUUGACUGGAAAUCCAUUUUCAAGAUGUUACCCGAUGAUAAUUUCGUCACAGCCAGAACAGUCACAAUCUUCAGAUCCAUGCUUACCAUCGCCGUGUGGUCUCUAUGCAAUAUGUCGCAACGUUGGAGGUGCACCGUCUUGUGCAUGCGAAACGAAUUACAUCGGAACCCCUCCUAAUUGCAGACCUGAGUGUACUAUUAAUUCUGAAUGCGCUAGUGAUCAAGCGUGCAUUAAUGAGAAAUGUAGAGAUCCAUGUUUAGGCUCAUGUGGAUUAAAUGCACAAUGUAGAGUAUUCCAUCACAUCGCGCAGUGUAGUUGUUUAGAUAAAUACAAAGGAGAUCCAUUCAUUCAAUGUCAACCAGACAUUGAAAGAGACGAAAUUACGGAAUUGGACCUAUGUAAUCCAUCACCAUGUGGUCCAAACGCUGAAUGUGACGAAGGCAAAUGUACUUGUAUACUUGAUUACCAAGGUGAUCCAUAUAUCGGUUGCAGACCGGAAUGUCUCGUAAGCAGCGACUGCUCUCACGAUAAAGCAUGUUUCAAAAAGAAAUGUGUUAAUCCAUGCAUAAAUACAUGUGGUCGUCAGGCUAUAUGCAACGUCAUUAAUCACGUACCGAUGUGUACAUGUUUGCCGAAUCACACAGGAAAUGCGUUUGUAGAUUGUAAACCUAUAACAAUUAUUGAAAACGUAAACCCCUGUCAUCCAUCUCCAUGUGGACCUAACAGUCAAUGUAGAGAAGUUAACGGUCAAGCCAUUUGCACAUGUCUACCUGGAUUUAAAGAUGCCCCACCAACAUGCAGACCCGAAUGUGUUACUAGCUCUGAAUGUUCUCUUAAUAGAGCCUGCUCUGGUCAAAAAUGUAUUGAUCCAUGUAAAGGAAAUUGUGGCCUUGGAGCUAUUUGUCAAGUAAUUAAUCACAAUCCCAUAUGUUCAUGUCCUACAGGAUUCACAGGUGAUCCGUUCAGUAAAUGUAUACAAAAAGAAAAUGAAGAACCGCCUUACGUUAAUCCAUGUCAGCCAUCACCUUGUGGUCCAAAUGCAAUUUGCAAAGAAAUCAAUGGAUCGCCGUCGUGUGCAUGUCUUGAUGAAUAUACAGGAAGUCCACCAAAUUGUAAACCAGAAUGUAUUGCAAAUUCCGAAUGCCCUAAUGAAUUAGCCUGUAUUAACGAAAAGUGUAAAGAUCCUUGUCCAGGGUCAUGUGGAUCCGGUGCUGAAUGCAAGGUCGUGAGCCACGCACCUCAGUGUUACUGCCCACCUGGUUUUACUGGUGAUUCAUUUAUAAAUUGUAUUGUGAUAGAUGUACCACUUACACCAUGUUCGCCGUCUCCUUGUGGUCCCAACGCUUUAUGUAAGGAAUUCAACGGUGCUGGAUCAUGUGUGUGUUUACCUGAGUACAUAGGAAACCCCUACGAGGGUUGUCGCCCAGAAUGUAUUGUAAAUUCAGACUGCGCAUCUAAUUUGGCCUGUAUUCAAAACAAAUGUCAAAACCCCUGUAAUAAUGUUUGUGGACUAAACGCCAUCUGUAAUGUUAUAAAUCAUUCACCUAAAUGCGAGUGUCUACCUGGUUUUGUUGGGAGUCCGUAUCAAGAAUGUAUCGUGAAACUUAAUGAUGAACUCUUGCCUCAAAGGAAUCCUUGUACUCCUUCACCUUGUGGUCCUAAUAGUAUUUGUAAGGAGGCCAACAAUCAAGCCAUCUGCACCUGUAGAGUUAAUUAUUUGGGCUCUCCACCAUCUUGUAGACCAGAAUGUCUUAUUAGUUCAGAAUGUUCACAACAUCAAGCAUGCAUAAAUGAAAGGUGUAAAAACCCAUGCGAUGGAGUUUGUGGCAUUGAUGCAGAAUGCAAAGUUAUAAACCAUAGCCCCAUUUGUUCCUGUACAUCUCAGUAUACAGGAGAUCCGUUUAAUAGGUGUUAUAGAGUUACGGAAACGAUCGUUGUACACACAAAUCCAUGCGUACCGAAUCCAUGUGGUCCUUUUUCUCAAUGUCGUGAUACGAACAAUUCACCGUCCUGUUCUUGUUUACCGCAAUACAUUGGUAGUCCACCUAAUUGCCGCCCUGAGUGCACGAUUAACACAGAUUGUGUUAGUAACAAGGCUUGUAUUAAUGAAAAAUGUGUUGACCCAUGUCCUGGGUCCUGUGGAUUGAAUGCUCAGUGUCGAGUUCAGAAUCAUAUAUCAAUUUGUACAUGCAUAGAGGGAUAUAUCGGAGAUCCGUUCCAAAGUUGUGUCUUAAAACUCCAUCAAGAAGCAUCACCGCGUGACCCUUGUAAUCCGUCACCUUGCGGUGCAAACGCGAUGUGCAAUAAUGGUAUUUGUACCUGCCUACUUGAAUAUAGUUAUGAUCCAUACUUUGAAUGCCGACCUGAAUGUACAAUCAGUUCAGAAUGUCCCAUGGAUAAAGCAUGUGUUAGAAAUCGGUGUGUCAAUCCGUGUAAUAAUACUUGUGGCUUAGAUGCGGUUUGUAAUGUGAUGAAACAUAUGGCUAUUUGUACGUGCCCUCCCAAAAUGACAGGAAAUGCAUUUUUGCGAUGUUCUCCAAUGCGAGAAGCUGUGAUGACUAACCCUUGCGAGCCCAGUCCCUGCGGACCUUACAGCCGUUGUACGGAACACAACCAACAAGCCAUAUGCUCCUGUAUGUCCGGUUACCAAGGGGCGCCUCCAUCAUGUCGUCCGGAAUGUGUUAGUAGUGCUGACUGCACACUAAACAGGGCUUGUAGUAACCAAAAAUGUAUCAACCCUUGUGAAGGUGUAUGUGGUGUUGGAGCCAAAUGCCAAGUGAUAAAUCACAACCCUAUUUGUAUCUGUCCAUCUGGAUAUACAGGGGAUCCUUUUACCAGAUGUAUAAAUAUGCCUCUCUUUGAGCCAACAAAAACCAAUCCUUGUCAGCCAUCACCGUGUGGUCCGAACUCUGUAUGCCAGGAAACAGCAACGGCAACUGCAUCAUGUCAGUGUUUGCCCAACUUCAUUGGCUCUCCACCAAACUGCCGCCCCGAGUGCAUCUCUAACACUGAAUGCUCACCACUUCAAGCUUGUAUAAACAGAAAAUGUCAAAAUCCUUGUAAUCAAGCAUGUGGAACGAAUUCGGAAUGUCGUGUUGUAAGUCAUUCAGCUCUUUGUAUAUGCCCAGACGGAUAUACUGGAGACGCCGCAGUAAAAUGCACCUUGACUGCAUUGGCUUUUGUUGAAGAAAUAAAUCCAUGUUCGCCAUCACCUUGUGGAUCAAAUGCUGAAUGUAUUACGCGUAGUGGGACAGGAGCUUGUAUAUGUCUAAAAGGUUACUUUGGAGAUCCGUAUGAAGCUUGUCGACCUGAGUGUAUAGUUAACUCCGACUGUCCAAGCAACAAGGCGUGUACCAAAAACAAAUGUGUUGAUCCAUGUCCUGGUACUUGUGCUAUUAAUGCGGAUUGUCAAGUUGUUAAUCACUCGCCUAUAUGUACAUGCCUUCCGCAAUAUUCUGGAGACCCAUUCAGGCAUUGUAUAUUAAGCAUUCGUGAUAUGAUCCCAAGUAAUCCUUGUCAACCGUCACCAUGUGGUCCAAAUAGUCAAUGUAGGACAUUAAAUGAACAAAGUGUAUGCUCUUGUUUGCCCGAAUAUUAUGGAUCGCCACCUAAUUGUAAACCGGAAUGUGUUAUAAAUGCAGAAUGUCCUACAGACAAAACAUGCAAAAAUCUAAAAUGUGUUUCAACGUGCCCUGGUCCCUGCGGACAAAAUACUGAUUGCAAAGUAAUUAAUCAUAGUCCAAUCUGCACUUGUUCACUAUCCUAUACUGGAGAUCCAUUUUCCCGGUGCUAUAAAUUGAUUGCUUCAGUAGAUAUUCUUCCUGUCCGGGAUCCCUGCGAACCUUCACCGUGUGGACCCAAUUCUCUAUGUAAAAAUAACAAUGACCUUCCGAUUUGUUCAUGUUUGCCACUAUACGAGGGCAGCCCACCUAAUUGUAGACCAGAAUGUACAAUAAACGAAGAUUGUUCUGGUCACCUUGCUUGCAUAAGUCAAAAGUGCCAAGACCCGUGCCCAGGUUCUUGUGGCAUAAAUGCAGAUUGUUUUGUUAAAAAUCACAUAUCAAUUUGUAAUUGCCGAGAUGGUUACACUGGAAAUGCCUUUACUCAGUGCAAUCCGGCUCCACAAGAUGUUCCUAUAGAAAUUGAUCCGUGUAAUCCAACGCCUUGUGGAACUAAUGCACAAUGUUACAAUGGUAAAUGCAGUUGCCUUCCGGAAUUCCAUGGAGAUCCAUACAGUGGUUGUCGUCCUGAGUGUACUUUAAGCACAGACUGUGAUCGCACCAAGGCUUGCAUUAGAAAUAAAUGUACAGAUCCGUGUCCGGGAACUUGCGCUUCAAAUGCAAUAUGUAAUGUUGUUAAUCAUAUUCCUAUGUGUAGCUGCCCCCAGCGCAUGAUAGGAAAUGCCUUUAUAGAAUGCCAUUCAGUAUCGGAACCGAACAACAUAAAUCCUUGUCGGCCAUCUCCAUGCGGCCCUAAUAGCCAAUGUCGCAUUUUAAAUGGUCAAGCCGUAUGCUCCUGCAAUCCUAACUUCUUUGGCAGUCCACCAGCCUGUCGACCAGAAUGCACAAUAUCUGCCGAGUGUCCCUUGAAUCAGGCGUGUAGUAACCAGAGAUGUACGAACCCAUGUGUUGGUGCUUGUGGAGUAGAUGCUGAAUGUCAAGUUGUAAACCAUAGUCCUAUAUGUUCCUGCCCAUCUAUGUUCUCUGGAAAUCCAUUUUCUCGAUGCUUCAAACUUCCGGAAAAACCGCAAAAGCAAAUUGAUGUUUGUUCGCCUUCACCAUGUGGUCCUAAUUCAAUUUGUAAAAUUAUCAACGAAGUACCAUCUUGCACGUGCCUUGAAAAUUACCAUGGACAACCACCAUAUUGCCGACCCGAAUGUUCAAGCAAUGAAGAAUGCUCCACACAGAUGUCCUGUGUCAAUAUGAAAUGUAUUAAUCCAUGUGAAGGAGCAUGUGGGAGCAACGCAGAAUGUAGAGUAGUCAGUCAUUCGCCAAACUGCAUAUGUACUUACGGCUAUACAGGUGACCCAUUCUUCAGAUGUAUUAUAGAACCGUUACGUGAAGAAAUUAUUACAACUCCAUGUUCGCCUUCACCGUGUGGGUUUAAUGCUAUUUGUAAAGAGAAGAAUAAUGCCGGGUCCUGCGUCUGUGUUGAUGGUUAUAUUGGAAAUCCAUAUGAAGGAUGCCGACCUGAAUGUGUUGUGAAUACGGACUGCCCAAGUAAUAAAGCUUGUGCCAACAAUAAGUGUAUCGAUCCCUGUCCUGGCAGCUGCGGCUCAAAUGCCCUGUGUCAAGUAGUCAAUCACGCACCAUUAUGCACCUGUAUCAGCGGCUAUACUGGGGAUCCAUUUAGAAACUGUGUUUUCCAAGAACCUCUACCGGUGGAACCCACCGAUAUUUGUUAUCCUUCGCCAUGUGGACCUAAUAGCCAAUGUAAAGCCAUCAAUAAUCAAGCCGUAUGCUCAUGUUUACAAGAUUACAUUGGAACUCCACCAAACUGUCGUCCAGAAUGUGUUGCAAGUUCAGAAUGUCAACAUGACAUGGCUUGCAUAAACAAUAAAUGUAUUAAUCCAUGCGUUAAUGCUUGCGGCAUUAACGCUAACUGCAAAGUUAUCAAUCAUAGCCCUAUUUGUUCCUGCAAGAGGUCUUAUACAGGAGAUCCAUUUACCAUUUGUACCUUUUCUACACCUGUAUCAUAUCAAGAGACCAGUGACCCUUGCGUACCGUCUCCAUGUGGACCUAAUUCAGUGUGUAGGAAAAUUGGCACUUCACCAUCGUGUUCAUGUUUAUCCGAAUUCAUCGGUAAUCCACCUAACUGCAGACCAGAGUGCACGAUACACGCAGACUGUGCCAGUGACCGCGCUUGUAUCAACUCAAAAUGCCGAGACCCUUGUCCCGGUUCUUGUGGGUUAUCUGCAACGUGUCACGUUCUUAACCACAUUCCGAUAUGCUCAUGUCUUACUGGUUAUAUAGGAGAUCCAUUCACAAAUUGCAGACCUCAACCAUUACAAGUCGAAGCAACAGUAACUGAUUCAUGUUCGAAUGUGCGAUGUGGAUCAAAUGCUGAAUGUAUUAAUGGCCAUUGUCAAUGCUUACAAGAUUAUAACGGAGAUCCGUACUUCAGUUGUCGUCCCGAAUGCGUAGUAAGCACGGAUUGUGAGAGUAACAAAGCCUGCGUUCAAAAGAAAUGUGUCAAUCCUUGUAUAGAUGCUUGUGGAUUAAAUGCAAUUUGCCAAGUAGUCAAUCAUAUUCCCAUGUGUAGUUGUACUACAGGUCAUACUGGCAACGCAUUUAUUGCGUGCAAUCCAUUUAAAGCCCAGCGUAUAGAAAAUCCUUGUAACACUGCAAUUUGUGGGCCAAACAGUCAGUGUAGAGUGUUAAAUAAUCAGGCCGUUUGUUCGUGUCUGCCAACAUAUUUGGGUGUCCCACCAGCAUGUAGACCAGAAUGUACCGGGAACUCAGAAUGUGCAUUAAACCAAGCUUGUAUGAACCAAAAGUGUAUUAAUCCUUGCAUUGGAGUAUGUGGAAUAAGAGCUACUUGUGAAGUUAUCAAUCACAAUCCAGUAUGUGCUUGUCCAAACCGAUACUCUGGUGAUCCGUUUGUGCAGUGUAAUCUUGUGCUCAGUUCACCUGUGGUUGUCAAUCCCUGCCAACCAUCUCCCUGCGGUCCAAACUCAAUUUGUCACGAAACAAAUGAUAGUCCUUCGUGUAGUUGCAUGCCUGGUUUUAACGGCCAACCUCCUUAUUGUAGACCAGAAUGUAUUAGUAACAGUGAGUGCGCACCUCACUUAGCUUGCAGAAAUCAGAAAUGUCAAGAUCCAUGCACAGAAGUCUGUGGAGAGAACUCAGAGUGUCAUGUUGUAAGUCACGCUGCAAUGUGUGUCUGCCCUCAAGGUUAUGGAGGAGAUCCCUUUACCAGGUGUAUCAUACAUACUACAGUUGAAGUAUUAAAUCCAUGUUUUCCAUCACCAUGUGGGCCAAACGCCGCAUGUAGGGAGCAAAAUCGAGUCGGAUCAUGCACUUGCAACGAAGGCUUCUUUGGAAACCCUUACGAAGGCUGCAGACCCGAAUGUGUUAGUGACUCAGAUUGUCCCGGUAAUAAGGCAUGCGUGGGUAAUAAAUGUCAAGACCCAUGUCCAGGAGCCUGUGGAAUAAACGCGGAGUGUACUACAAUCAACCAUUCACCCACGUGUGCUUGUAUUAAUGGAUAUACAGGUGACCCAAAUAGACGAUGCAAUCUAGUUCCAAUCACAGCAAUAACAACUGCCAUUUGCCAACCAAACCCGUGCGGCCCAUACAGCCAAUGUAAGAAUAUAAAUAACCAAGCAGACUGUAGUUGUUUGAUCAACUUCGUUGGUGAGCCGCCUAAUUGUAGACCUGAAUGUUUGAUUAAUUCUGAAUGCUCCUCAAAUUUAGCGUGUUUUAACCAGAAAUGUAUAAACCCUUGUCCCGAUACUUGCGGUGUGAAGUCAGAAUGUCGGGUGAUACACCAUAAUGCAAUAUGUAGCUGUAUUCAAGGUUUCACCGGAGAUCCAUUCACAAGGUGCUACAAAAAACCAGUCGAAGUAGCACAACUAGAUAAAAGCAAAGAUCCAUGUAUUUCAAGUCCGUGCGGUGCAAACGCGGAAUGCCGAGUAAUUUUUGGACAAGCUUCAUGUUCAUGUACUGCGGGAUAUUUAGGUAGCCCUCCUAACUGUAGGCCAGAGUGUGUAACUAAUGAGGAUUGUAUAAGUUCUCUAGCCUGUAUAAAUGAGAAAUGUAUAGAUCCCUGUCCUGGUUCUUGUGGACAAAAUGCCAAAUGCACUGUCAAUAAACAUUUGUCGAUCUGCACAUGCUUAGAUGGCUAUGCAGGGGAUUCGUUUACAUCAUGUCACUUACAACCACUACGAGAGCCUAUAGAAGCUGAUUUAUGCAACCCUUCGCCGUGUGGGUCCAAUUCAAUUUGUGAAAACGGAGAGUGCUCGUGUAUGCCAGACUAUCAUGGAGAUCCUUACGUAGGUUGCAGACCUGAAUGUAUUACAAGUUCUGACUGUCAAAGAAAUCAAAUCUGUCUCAAAAAGAAAUGCUUUAACCCAUGCCCUGAAACAUGCGGCUUGAACGCAGUAUGUGAAGUAAUCAAUCAUAUACCAAUGUGUAGUUGUAUGUCAGGCUUCUCUGGGAAUGCAUUCGUAUCCUGCAAUCAUGUUCAAGCUGCAUUAUCUACUAUUCCAUGCAAUCCGAGUCCAUGCGGACCAAAUAGUCAGUGCCGUGAAGUGAACAAUGUAGCAGUUUGUUCUUGUAUUUCUGGUUACUUCGGAAACCCACCAACUUGUAGGCCAGAAUGUACCACCAGUGGAGAGUGUCCAUUAAAUAAAGCAUGCAGUAAUUAUAAAUGCAUAAAUCCCUGUGUUGGCGCCUGUGGUUUCAAUGCUAUGUGCGAAGUAGUAAAUCAUAAUCCUUUAUGCUCCUGCCCCAAUGAUUUAACAGGAGAUCCCUUCAGUAGAUGUAUUCCGAAGCCUUUGGAAAUACCGACUUAUAUAAACCCUUGUAUUCCGUCACCAUGUGGUCCAAAUGCAAUAUGUCAAGAAGUAAAUGGAUCACCUUCGUGUUCUUGCGCGAAUGAAUUUAUUGGAUUGCCUCCUAACUGCCGUCCGGAAUGUACCAGCAAUAGUGAAUGCCCCAGUAACAUGGCAUGUAAUAAUAAUAAAUGUGGUGACCCUUGUCUGAGUGCAUGCGGUUCCUUAGCAGAAUGCCGUGUAGUCAGUCAUACUCCAACUUGUGUUUGCCCUGUUGGAUAUAAUGGAGAUCCAUUUGUUUCCUGUAAAGUUACAAGUAUAGCUAUUGAACAAUCUUCGCCCUGUACACCAUCACCGUGCGGUAGUAAUGCUAUUUGUAAACAGCGUAACAAUGUCGGUUCUUGUUCGUGUCUGACGGGAUAUUUUGGAAACCCAUAUGAGGGAUGUCGACCAGAAUGCGCGGUCAAUACUGACUGUCCUUCUGAUAAAGUUUGUCAACAAAGCAAAUGUCAAGACCCCUGUCUAGGGACAUGUGGCCUCAAUGCGCAAUGUCACACUGUGAAUCACGCUCCGCUUUGCACCUGUCUGCCAGGCUACACCGGUGAUCCCUUCAGAAAUUGUAUUUACAAACAAGAAAUUGAAGUGAUAACAAAUCCAUGCUCACCUUCACCUUGUGGUCCUAAUGGUAUUUGCAAAGUUAAAAAUGAACAAGCUAUAUGUAGUUGUAAUCCGGAAUAUCGUGGAUCGCCACCUAAUUGUCGCCCUGAAUGUGUAAUUAGUGCAGAAUGUUCGAGUGAUAAAGCUUGUUUUGGUCAAAAAUGUCUAGACCCUUGCUUGGGACAGUGUGGGCUGAAUGCAAAAUGUCGUACUAUAAACCACAGUCCAAUAUGCACUUGCAAAGAUAAAUAUACUGGAGAUCCUUUCAGUCGAUGUUAUCCAAUAAUCUUGCAUGCAGUUGAAGAUACAACCAAAAAUCCUUGUUCACCAUCCCCAUGUGGUCCAUUCAGCCAAUGUUUAGAAAUUGGUAGUAUACCCUCAUGCACUUGUUUACCAGACUAUAUCGGUUCUCCACCAAAUUGUAGACCAGAAUGUGUUAUCAAUUCUGAUUGUUCUAGUAACUUAGCAUGUAUCAAUCAGAAAUGUAAAGAUCCGUGUCCUGGAUCAUGUGGUAUAAAUGCGCAAUGUACUGUAAAGAAUCACUCUCCUAUGUGUACUUGCCUUGUUAACUUCGUUGGAGAUGCAUUCACGGAAUGUAAACCACAAGUUGCAGAAGUAAUACAUGAUAUAAUAGAUCCUUGUGAUCCAUCACCUUGCGGGCCUAAUGCUGUAUGUAACAGCGGCGAAUGUUUCUGUUUACCUGAAUUCCGUGGCGAUCCCUACUUCGAAUGUCGACCAGAAUGCGUGCUCAGCUCAGACUGUGAUAGGAAUAAAGCAUGUCACAAAAACAAAUGCGUUAAUCCCUGCAAUGCACAAGUGUGUGCAACAAAUGCAAUAUGUGAAGUAACAAAUCAUAUACCGAUGUGCAGAUGUCCAGAAAACAUGUUUGGAAAUGCUUUUGUAAAGUGUUCCCCCAUAGAAGCUGUUCCUCAUCAACCUUGUAAUCCGUCACCUUGUGGUCCAAACAGUCAAUGUCGCGAUAUUAAUAAACAGCCUGUUUGCUCAUGCUUAGAAGGUUUUAUCGGAAUGCCACCAUCGUGUAGACCGGAAUGUGUAGUAAAUACAGACUGUCUGCCUGAUGAAGCUUGUUCAAAUAGAAAAUGCACUAAACCAUGUGAAGGAGCGUGUGGAGUUGGAGCAAAAUGUCAAGUUAUUAAUCAUAAUCCUAUUUGUUCUUGCCCUCUAAGAUAUACAGGCAAUCCGUUUGUACGAUGUUUCUUGCAAGAGUUUAUUCCAGAACAACAGAAUCCAUGCUUACCUUCGCCGUGUGGACCGAAUAGCAUAUGUAAACAAAUUUCGGACUCGCCAUCUUGUUCGUGUCAGCCUGAAUAUUUUGGGACGCCACCACAUUGUAAACCCGAAUGCAUAAGUAAUUCUGAAUGUCCAACACAUCUCGCUUGCAUCAACGAAAAGUGUGUUGAUCCAUGUAUUGGAUCGUGUGGUUUGAAUACUGACUGUCACGUUAUAAGCCAUUCACCAUCAUGUGCCUGUUUACCUGAAUAUACUGGGGAUCCUUUUAUAGAAUGCCAUAGGAGAGAGGCUAUUGAAGAAAUUACAACGCCAUGUCAGCCGUCGCCUUGUGGAGCAAAUGCUGUUUGUAAGGAGUUCAAGGGUGCCGGUUCCUGUACAUGUUUGCCAGACUUUUAUGGAAACCCGUACGAAGGAUGUAGACCCGAAUGUAUCAUAAAUUCAGAUUGCCCUCUAAACAAGGCAUGUUUGCAGAAGAAAUGUCACGAUCCUUGUGAUGGUUCAUGCGCACCUAAUGCAAUUUGCCAAGUAAUAAAUCACGCACCAUCAUGCUCUUGCCCACAAGGAUUUUCAGGCGAUCCAUUCAGAUAUUGUGUAGCUCAGAGAGAUGAAUUAACUACGCUGAAUGUUUGCAAUCCCUCUCCAUGUGGGCCAAACAGUCGAUGUCAGGAGGUCAAUCAACAAGCUGUUUGUUCAUGUAUGCCGGAAUUUAUUGGAACACCGCCUGGUUGUCACCCUGAAUGUGUUAUCAGUUCUGAAUGUCCAAAAGAAAAGGCGUGUAUAAAUAAAAAAUGUGUCGAACCAUGUAAAGACACUUGUGGAGUGAAUGCAGAUUGUAGAGUUAUUAAUCACAAUCCUAUUUGCUACUGUAAGCAAUUUUACACAGGAGAUCCAUUCACUAGAUGUAGUCCUUUGCCACCACCUACAGCAAAUGCUGUCUUAGAACCUUACGGUAAUCCUUGCGUACCAUCCCCCUGUGGACCAAAUUCAAUAUGUAAAGAGGUUGGAAAUGUACCUUCUUGUACUUGCAUGCAACGUUUUGUUGGAAGCCCUCCAAACUGCAGACCAGAAUGCUUAUUGAAUUCGGAAUGUCCAACCUCUAAGGCGUGUAUACAACAAAAAUGCCAAGAUCCCUGUUUAGGCGCAUGUGGUAUAAACGCCAUAUGCACUGUUACCAGACAUACACCAAUGUGCACUUGUACUGAUGGUUAUGUUGGGGAUGCUUUUACUGCGUGUAACCCUCAAUUAACACCUGUGAACGAUAUCACCGAUGCCUGUAAUCCUUCACCAUGCGGUACAAAUGCUAUUUGUAAUGAAGGAAGCUGUACGUGUGUUGAGGGCUAUCAAGGCGAUCCUUACUUUGGAUGCCGGCCUGAAUGCGUUUUAAGCACAGAUUGUGCACGAAACAAGGCAUGUGUAAAGAAUAAAUGUGUUGAUCCGUGUGCAAACACAUGUUCGUUAACGGCUAUUUGCGAAGUCAUAAAUCACGUGCCUAUGUGCAGUUGUCCUCAUGGAAUGACUGGUAAUGCAUUCUACGGAUGUGAAAAUAUACAAGUUCCAGUGAAAACAAACCCAUGCCUCCCUUCCCCUUGUGGGCCUAAUAGUCAAUGUCGGGAAAUAAACGGACAAGCUGUAUGCUCUUGUGUGGCGGGAUAUAUCGGAAGCCCACCCUUGUGUCGACCCGAAUGUGCAGUUAGCUCAGAUUGCCCUCUUAACUUAGCCUGUUCUAAUCAAAAAUGUAUAAACCCUUGCAAAGGCUCCUGUGGCGCGGAAGCCAUGUGUCAAGUUGUAAAACAUAACCCAAUUUGCUCGUGUCCUCCGAAAUACACAGGAGACCCCUUCAUACGCUGUACUCCGUUUAGACCUGCUUUAGCGGAAGCUGCUCCAUGCACACCUUCCCCAUGUGGGCCUAACGCAAUCUGUAAAGAAGUUUCUGGAGCACCAUCUUGUGCAUGUUCACCAAACUUCUUUGGCUCGCCUCCUUACUGUAAACCAGAAUGUAUAAGCAACAGCGAAUGCCCAACGAACAAAGCUUGCUUUAAUCAGAAAUGCCAAGAUGCUUGCUUAAACGCUUGCGGUUUUAACGCACAAUGUAAAACAAUCAGCCAUUCUCCAAUGUGUUUCUGUGAAGCAAGUCACACUGGUGACCCGUUCACUAAUUGCUAUUUACAAAUAAAUGUUGAACCAGAAAGAACUUCCCCUUGCGAGCCAUCUCCAUGUGGCGCUAAUGCUAUUUGCAAAGAGCAAGGGACCGCCGGAUCUUGCUCUUGUCUAUCUAAUUAUAUAGGAAAUCCGUACGAAGGCUGUCGCCCUGAAUGUACUCUAAAUACAGAUUGUACACCAGAUAAAACUUGCAUACGUAAUAAAUGCCAAGACCCCUGUCCCGGUACUUGUUCAUUUAUGGCUUUCUGUUCAGUGGUGAAUCAUUUGGCAUCAUGUAAUUGUCCACCUGGCUAUACAGGUGAUCCCUAUCGACAAUGUAUUAUUCAAAAAGAAGAAAUAAAAGAACCCACACCGUGCGUUCCAAACCCCUGUGGGCCCAAUAGUAUAUGCCGUCCAGUAAAUGGUCAAAGCGUAUGCUCCUGUUUGCCGAACUAUAUCGGGGCGCCACCUGGCUGUCGUCCCGAAUGUACAGCUAGUUCAGAAUGUUCUCCAGACAAAGCCUGUGUUAACCUCAAAUGCAUAAACCCUUGUCCUGGGCAUUGCGGCCUCAACGCUGAAUGCAGAGUGAUAACUCAUAGUCCAAUAUGCACGUGUAAUCCUCAACACACUGGUGACCCAUUCACUAGAUGCUACUUACAAGUGACAAAUGAAGUUGCACAACACAGAGACCCAUGUGUGCCAAAUCCUUGUGGCGAUAAUACAGUUUGUAUGAAUCGUAAUGAUUCACCAGUAUGUAGUUGCUUGCCAAACUUUGAAGGAGCACCACCGAAUUGCAGGCCGGAGUGUGCAAUAAGCCAGGAUUGUCCUUCUAAUAAGGCGUGUAUCCAUAUGAAAUGCAUUGAUCCGUGUCCAGGCAGUUGUGGCUUAAACGCGGAAUGUUCAGUAUUUAACCAUCUUCCAGCUUGCACAUGUCCCCAAGCAUUAACAGGAGAUCCUUUCACUCGUUGCAUUGUAGUAGAACCUAUAAGAGAUGAAACACCACAAGAUCUUUGUAAUCCAUCUCCUUGUGGAUUUAAUGCACAAUGCCUUAAUGGUAUCUGCACGUGCAUAAAUGAAUAUUUUGGCGAUCCAUAUUUUGGUUGUAAACCUGAAUGUAUCACGAGCAUGGAAUGUGCAUCAGAUAAAGUCUGUUCUCGUAAUAAAUGUAUUAAUCCAUGUCCCGAUAUGUGUGCUUCGAGUGCGGAAUGCAAUGUUUUCAACCAUAUUCCUAUAUGUUCUUGUCCCACGGGCACUACUGGAAAUGCUUUUAUCGAAUGUCAUAGAACGGAAGUCAUUGAAGUACAACCAUGCAACCCAAAUCCAUGUGGGCCAAAUAGCCAAUGCAGAGCUGUGAACAGUCAAUCGACAUGCUCAUGUUUACCAACUUACAUUGGAAGCCCGCCAUCCUGUCGACCGGAAUGUACUUUAAGUUCAGAGUGCGCAUCGAACCAGGCAUGCAAUAACCAUAAAUGUAUCAAUCCAUGCCUUGGUACAUGCGGAUAUGAUGCUAGAUGCGAAGUUAUUAAUCACAAUCCCGUUUGUUCGUGUCCACCUCAAUACACAGGAGACCCAUUUACUCACUGUAUAUCAAUUGUAUCUACGCCCCUGCCACCUGUGGACCCCUGCACACCAUCACCUUGUGGGCCACAUUCAAUUUGUAAAGUUAUAGGGGAAGCUCCGUCAUGCACUUGCAUGUCAAAAUUCAUGGGAGCGCCACCCAAUUGUCACCCAGAAUGUAUAAGCAACUCUGAAUGCCCAUCAAAUCUAGUAUGCGUUAAUCAGGAAUGCAAAGAUCCAUGUCCAGGGAGCUGUGGCUACAAUGCAGAUUGUGCGAUUGUCAGUCAUGGAUUAAUUUGCACAUGUCCGUAUGGACAAACUGGAGAUCCACUUAUAUCGUGCAACCCAAUAAGAGAUUCUGUCAUAGAAUAUAACUCCCCUUGUGAGCCUUCCCCUUGUGGCUUAAAUGCUGAAUGUAUCGAAAGAAAUGGUGCCGGGGCAUGUAAAUGUUUUGAUACUUACAUUGGUAAUCCAUACGAGGAAUGUCGACCAGAAUGUGUCUUGAAUACUGAUUGUAGCCCAACUCUUGCUUGUAUGCAAAAUAAAUGCCAAGAUCCCUGUCCUGGAGUUUGUGCACCAAAUGGAAUAUGUCAAGUUGUAAAUCACAUUCCGUCGUGUUACUGUCCCCCUGGUCUCGAUGGCGAUCCAUACACAUAUUGCAGACAAAAAGUUGAAGAUGUAAAAGUAACACCGUGCACUCCAUCUCCUUGCGGUCCAAAUAGUCAAUGUCGAGAAAUAAACUCACAAGCUAUAUGCAGUUGUCUUGAAAGUUACAUAGGAUCACCGCCUAGUUGCCGACCUGAAUGUACAAUAAAUAGCGAAUGUUUAAGUGAUAAGGCAUGUAUUAAUCAAAAAUGUGUGGAUCCUUGUCGGGAUCAAUGUGGGCGAAAUGCUAAAUGUCGAGUGAUAUCUCAUAAUCCGAUUUGCUCGUGCCAAGAACAAUUUACUGGAGAUCCAUUUUCCUACUGCAUGCCAGUUGCGUUAUCAGAACCACAACGAGAACCGAGUCGAAAUCCAUGCUUCCCGUCACCAUGUGGACCUAAUUCGCAGUGCCAGGAAUAUAACCAGAACGUCCGCUGUACUUGUUUACCAAACUAUUUAGGCACACCACCACGAUGCCGACCAGAAUGCACUGUCAGUUCUGAAUGUAACGCAGUCAGCGCAUGUAUCAAUAAUAAGUGUGAAGAUCCUUGUCCGGGCGCUUGUGGUAUUAACGCACAAUGCAAUGUCAAUAAACAUCUGCCAAUAUGCUCAUGUGUACCGGGAUAUACUGGUGAUCCAUUCUCAAAAUGUAUUUUACAAUUAGCAGAACCGGACAUUGUGAAUCUAUGCUCACCGACACCAUGUGGGGCAAAUGCUUUGUGUAACAAUGGUCAAUGUUCAUGUUUACCUGAAUAUUUCGGAGACCCUUACAUAGGCUGCAAACCCGAAUGCGUUCUUAAUAUAGAUUGUGAGCGAAAUAAAGCCUGCGUAAACAAUAAAUGUGUAGAUCCCUGCCUUGGCACUUGCGGUAACAAUGCUACGUGUGAAGUUAUUAAUCACAUUCCUGCUUGUUCUUGCCCUUCUGGAACUAAGGGUGACCCAUUCCAUUAUUGCAGUGUAAUUAGAGAAAUGGAGACACCAAUUAAUUUAUGUAGCCCUUCCCCAUGUGGACCCUACAGUCAAUGUCGGGAAAUAAACGGUCACGCUGUCUGCGUUUGUGUACAGGGCUAUACAGGUUCACCACCCAAUUGUCGGCCAGAAUGUACACUUAGCUCAGACUGUCGUCUUAACCAAGCUUGUUCAAACCAAAAAUGUAUUGACCCUUGUCCGGGAGCCUGUGGUCAAUAUAGUAACUGCAUAGUUAUCAAUCACAACCCUGUUUGCACCUGUUUACCCGGUUUUUCUGGUGAUCCAUUUACACUUUGUCAGCCAAUACGUGCAGCACCUCCAGUCAAAGUAAAUCCAUGUCUUCCAUCCCCUUGCGGACCGAACUCACAGUGUAUUGAGGUUGGCGAUGAUGCAAAUUGCAAAUGUUUGCCAGAUUACAUCGGUGCACCACCGGCAUGCCGACCUGAAUGUACCAGUAAUACAGAAUGCUCUACAAAUUUGUCCUGUAUCAAUAGAAAAUGCCGUAACCCAUGUGAGGGCGCUUGUGGAAUCAAUGCUGAGUGUAGAGUAGUCAGCCAUACACCGAUGUGUAUUUGCCAAAACGGUCAUUCCGGUGAUCCAUUCAUUCAAUGCAGCAUUCAAACAGAACCAACAAUUGUAGAGCAGCUUACGCCAUGUCUACCCUCACCUUGUGGAAGCAAUGCUGAAUGUAGAGAAAGUAAUAAUGUCGGCUCUUGUGUAUGCAUUUCGGGAUACUUUGGAGACCCAUACGUGUCGUGCAAACCUGAAUGCUUAUUAAACUCUGAUUGCCCUUCAAACCAAGCAUGCAAGCAAAAUAAAUGCUUUGAUCCGUGUCCAGGAACCUGUGGUAUAAAUGCUCAAUGUUAUGUAACGAGUCACAUACCGAACUGCGUAUGUACAGAACAAUACCUUGGAGAUCCAUACAAAAUAUGUAGCUUUAGACCUCAAACGGAAUUAUCAGAACCAUGUAAUCCAUCACCUUGUGGGGCAAACAGUAAAUGCAAUUCGCGAGAUAACAUUGCUGUCUGUACGUGCUUAGCCGGAUACCAAGGAUCACCACCUAAUUGCAGACCUGAGUGCGUUUCAAAUGCAGAAUGUUCUCUCGACAAGGUGUGUGACAAUCUUAAAUGCGUAUCACCUUGUCCUAGAGGUUGCGGUCUAAACUCCGAUUGCCGAGUGAUCAAUCACAAUCCUAUAUGUUCUUGUAAGCAAGGUUACACUGGAGAUCCAUUCUCAAUUUGUUUUGUACUUAAAGUGGAACCAGUUUUAAGUUCGCCAUUAGAUCCAUGUUUAUCAUCUCCGUGUGGACCUAAUGCUGAAUGUCGUAAUUUGGGUGGCAUAGCCACUUGUUCCUGCAAAGUCGGAUUUAUCGCUAGUCCACCGAACUGUAGGCCAGAAUGUAUAAUAAACACUGAUUGUAACAGCAACGAAGCAUGUCUGAAUAUGAAAUGUCAGAACCCUUGCUUUGGAUCCUGCGGAUUACAGGCAAUCUGUAAUGUUGUGAAUCACGUGCCAGUUUGCUUAUGUCCACAAGGUUACAAAGGAGAUCCCUUUACGCAUUGCACUAUUCAAAUAGAAGAACAACUACAAGAAUUAGAUCCUUGCAAUCCUUCACCUUGUGGUCCGAACGCCGUAUGCAAUAAUGGUGAAUGUACGUGCAUAGCGGAGUACCAUGGCGACCCUUACUUUGGGUGCAGACCAGAAUGUGUUCUUAGCACUGACUGCUCUAAUGACAAGACGUGUUUGAGACAAAAAUGUGUAGAUCCGUGUCGUGACAUGUGCGGGGUAAAUGCUGACUGUAAUGUCUACAAUCAUGUUGCCGUGUGCAGUUGUCCAAUACGCAUGACCGGCGACGCCUUUACACAAUGUCUGACUAUAGAAAAACCACCUACUAGACCAUGUGAAUCGUCUCCAUGUGGACCUAACAGUAUUUGUAGAGAAUUGAAUGGACAAGCUUUGUGUGCAUGUAUACAGGGAUAUAUAGGAAAUCCACCAAAUUGCCGACCAGAGUGCAUACAAAGUACCGAUUGUCAACCAUCCUUAGCGUGUAUAAAUAUGAAGUGCCAAGAUCCUUGCCCCGGAUCGUGUGCAUCUAACGCAGAAUGCAGAGUCAUCAAUCACAAUCCUGUAUGUUCUUGUCCACCAAGAUAUACAGGUUCACCCUUUACACAUUGUUAUGUUCAACCUCAGGUAGAAGAAGUUAAAAAUCCAUGCCACCCUUCACCAUGUGGGGCAAAUAGUUUGUGCACACCAACACCAAGUGGAGAGGCAAAAUGUUCAUGCCAACCAACUUUCGAAGGCACCCCACCUAAUUGCCAACGCGAAUGUAGAAUAAGCGAUGAGUGUCCCGCAAAUAAGGCUUGUGUAAAUUACAAAUGUAUGGAUCCCUGUAUUGGGUCUUGUGGCUCCAACUCCCUUUGUAUCGUACGACUUCAUACAGCGAUGUGUUCAUGCCAAGAAGGUUACACUGGUGAUCCUUUCCUAUCAUGCUAUCAACUACAACAAACGCCUGAAGUAAUCGAUCCAUGUUAUCCCUCUCCAUGUGGAGCAAACAGUGAGUGCAAAAUAUCCCCAAGUGGAGUAGCCGCCUGUACAUGUCACAAAGAUUACUUUGGGAACCCCUAUGAAGGCUGUCGCCCUGAAUGUGUUAUUAAUGCCGACUGUCCAUAUAACAAGGCUUGCCUUAAGAACAGGUGCCAAGACCCUUGUCUAGGAGUCUGCGGUUCUACGGCAAUAUGUCAAGUUAUAAAUCAUUUACCUUCAUGUUCUUGCUCACCUGGUUAUACUGGAAAUCCAUACGCUUUUUGCCAUAUUAUCAUAAAAGAAGAACCCGUACGUAAUGAUCCAUGCAUACCAAAUCCAUGUGGAAGUAACACAGCAUGUAAAAACAAUAAUGGUUUGGUAUCUUGUUCUUGCUUACCGGAAUAUUUCGGAACUCCUCCCAACUGUAGACCUGAAUGCUCCGUAAACUCAGAGUGUUCAUCCACAAAGAGUUGUAUUCGGCAAAAAUGUGUCGACCCUUGUCAAAAUGUAUGUGGACAAAACGCCGAGUGCAGAGUUGUUAAUCAUGCACCAAUAUGUUCAUGCCGAACAGGUUACGAGGGAGAUCCAUUUAUAAGAUGCUCAAUGAUUACAAGUACGCCAUUAAUUGAAGCAAACCCAUGUACACCGUCACCUUGUGGGCCAAAUUCCCUUUGCCAGGUGCAAAAUAAAGUACCCGUAUGUAGCUGUAUUUCGAAUUAUAUUGGGUCACCACCUAAUUGUCGACCUGAGUGUACCAUUAACUCAGAUUGUCCAAGCAACAAAGCAUGCAUUAAUCAGAGAUGUAAUGAUCCAUGUGUCGGAUCAUGUGGCCUACAGACUAUUUGUAACGUACACCAACAUUCCGCUGUGUGUAGUUGCUUAGAAGGAUACACGGGUGAUCCAUUUGCUAGCUGUUACUUCCAAGAAGCUAUAGAACCUCUACCUGAAAAGUAUGACAGAUGUAAUCCCAAUCCAUGUGGCGCUAAUGCUAGGUGCGACAAUGGAGCUUGUUUAUGUCUACCUAAUUAUUUCGGAAAUCCAUACAUGAGUUGUCGCCCCGAGUGCACGGUUAACUCUGAUUGUGCAGCGGAUUUAGUCUGUGUUAAUACAAAAUGUGUUAAUCCGUGUGCCAACCUAUGUGGCCAGGGGGCAAUAUGCGAAGUUUAUAACCAUAUUGCCAUGUGUUCAUGCUCUCGAAAUACUACAGGAAACGCGUUUGUUGCCUGCACAUCAGUAGCAAUAAUUGAAGAUAUCAGAGACCCAUGCAUUCCAUCACCAUGUGGACCUAACAGCGUAUGCAGAACUAUAAACAAACAAUCUAUGUGUUCUUGUCUUGUGGGUUAUAUUGGUGCUCCUCCAUCUUGCCGACCUGAAUGUGUUGUGGACUCUGACUGCGCACCUAUGCUAUCUUGUUCUAACCAGAAAUGCGUGGAUCCUUGUAGAGGCUCUUGUGGAAUCAACGCUGAAUGCAAAAUCCAUAAUCAUAAACCAAUUUGCUACUGCCGUAACGGAUUAACUGGAGAUCCAUUUGUACAGUGUUUGUUUGUACAAAAUGAACAAACAGUACACACCACUCCAUGCGAACCGUCACCUUGUGGUCCAAACACUAUUUGUAAAGAAAUAAGUGGAACUUCGUCCUGUUCUUGCAUGAAUGGAUAUACAGGACGACCUCCAUAUUGCCGCCCAGAAUGUGUUUCGAAUAGCGACUGUAACUUUGACAAAUCCUGCAUAAAUAAGAAAUGUGUGGAUCCUUGCAAUGGAGCGUGUGGCCGCAACGCGAAUUGUCGUGUCGUGAGUCAUUCCCCACAGUGCUCGUGCCAACAGGGCUACACUGGUGAUCCAUUCAAUGAGUGUGUCCUCUCAGUGAUAUCUCAAAAGCCCUUGGAACAUUCAAGACCAUGCACGCCCAACCCAUGUGGGCCAAACGCGAUCUGCCAAGAACGAUUCAACUCGGCGAGCUGUGUGUGUAUCACUGACUACUUUGGCAAUCCUUAUGAGGGAUGCAGACCAGAGUGCCUACUGAACUCUGAUUGCUCACAGAAUCUUGCCUGUAUAAAUAAUAAAUGCACCGAUCCCUGUCCAGGAUUUUGUGGAAUUAACGCCGUCUGCCAAACUGUUAAUCACGUUCCAAAAUGCUCUUGUAUUACUGGAUAUAUUGGUAAUCCCUACGAUACAUGCAUAGUCAGAGAAGCCGUACCUAUUGAUCCAUGUUCACCGUCACCGUGUGGGCCUCAUAGUGUAUGUUUAGCGAGUAAUAAUAAAGCUAUGUGCUCAUGCUUACAAGACUAUACGGGUUAUCCACCUAACUGCAAACCUGAAUGCAUUAUGAGCUCGGAAUGUUCACUUAAUAAGGCGUGUGUAAGGCAGAAAUGUAUAGACCCAUGUAUAAAUACAUGCGGAGAAAACGCAGAGUGUCGUACACAUCACCACAGUCCAUACUGUACUUGUUUGAGUGGUUUUGAAGGUGAUCCAUUUGUGCGAUGUGUCAGAGAAAAACCUAUACCGACACACGAUCCAACACCUUGUGAGCCCAAUCCCUGUGGCCAAUAUGCUACUUGUAGAGAUGUCGGUGGUUCGGCUUUUUGUGGCUGCAAACCAGGAUAUAUGGGUACUCCACCUUCUUGCGCACCCGAAUGCACUAUUAAUCAAGAUUGCCCUAAUGAUAAAGCCUGUGUUCGUGAAAAAUGUAUGGAUCCAUGCCUAGGCUCUUGUGGAAGUAAUUCACUAUGCCGAGCUGUGAACCACCUCGCUAUCUGCAUGUGUGUUGAUGGAUAUCGAGGAGACCCAUUCGUUGGAUGUUAUGCAGUUAUAAAAGAUUCGGUCUCCCUAACACCUGUAAAUCCUUGCAUAAGGUCACCAUGUGGUAUCAACGCUGAAUGUCACAACGCCACCUGCUCUUGCAUAACGGGCUACCAAGGAAAUCCUUAUGUAGAAUGCCGACCUGAAUGUACCAUCAAUCAAGACUGUUUAAAGAACCAAGCUUGUGUAAAUUACAAAUGCAUCAACCCAUGUAAUAACGCUUGUGGUUUGGAAGCCGUGUGCAAUGUAUACAACCAUAUGGCAAUUUGUGAUUGUCCAUCACCACUUCAAGGAGAUCCAUUUAUUGCGUGUCGCCGCGUAAUAGAUCACGUGGUGUCCGAUCCAUGCACACCCAAUCCAUGUGGACCCAAUAGCAUAUGUCGUGCGGACGGGACAGUGGCUCAUUGCUCUUGCCGUCCUCCUAUGUAUGACGAGCCACCGACUUGCAGACCUGAAUGCCGAAGCCACUCUGACUGUGCACAAAAUCAGGCUUGCCGUAAUAAAAAGUGUCAGGAUCCCUGUCCCGGUGCCUGUGGAACACACGCUAUAUGUCAUACAUCAUCCCAUUCACCUAUCUGUAGUUGUCCUAUACGAUACACUGGCGAUCCGUUCAUUCGUUGUGUACCAGUGAUCCAGUCUGAACCCAAAGUACCGUCGCCAUGCCGCGAUUGCGGUCCCAAUGCGGAUUGCAUCCAAGAGUCAUGUCGCUGUCGAGAUAAUUACAUAGGAGAGCCUCCAAACUGUCGGCCCGAGUGUCUCAGCGCUGGAGACUGCGACUGGCGACUCACGUGUGUCAAUAAACGUUGCAUCGAUCCUUGUCCCGGUGCUUGUGGCUUCAACGCUCUAUGUACGCCGACAGCCCACGAACCACGUUGCGUGUGCCCUCCGAACACCUACGGAAACCCUCUGACAGAGUGCCGACCCGUCGAGAAUAUUCCUAAAGUUCCAAAUGACCCGUGCAACCCAUCACCUUGUGGCCCCGGAGCAAUUUGUCGGGCCAGAGGUAGCGGUGCAUCGUGCGAAUGUGAACCUGGCCUCAGAGGGGAUCCUUACUCAAAUUGUCGACCAGAAUGUCUUGCGGACUCUGAUUGUUCUCCUGCUCGAGCUUGUAUAAGAUCUAAAUGUCGAGACCCAUGUGAAGGCACCUGCGGAGUGGGUGCUGACUGUGAAACUGUCAAUCACAUACCACUUUGCUCAUGCCCAACGGGGACUAGAGGAAAUGCUUUUGAACGAUGUGAUAUAGUAAUAACAGCACCACCAUGCACACCAUCACCAUGUGGUCCAGGAGCGUUGUGUUCAGUUGUAAACAAUAAUGCUGUAUGCUCUUGCCCGAGUGGGACCAGCGGUGACGCUAGUUCCAUUGGCUGCAGGCCAGAAUGUGUAGUAAGCUCUGAAUGCCCACGGGAUCGCGCCUGUGUAAGAAAUAAAUGUAUAGACCCAUGUCUCGGAGCUUGCGGCAACGGGGCCAUGUGCCGCGUAUUUGACCACGCACCAAUUUGCUCCUGCCCGCCAUCGACUACUGGUGAUCCUUUCUACAACUGCGUGACGAGAGACGUGCCUACCACUUCACCUACAGUAUUCGAUCCUUGUGAUCCUAAUCCGUGUGGACCUCACGGAACAUGCCGCGAUGGUUUUUGUUCAUACCCAGAGUGUGUAGUAAACGAUGACUGUCCCGGUGAUCGCGCUUGUAUGAACCGAAAAUGUUCAGAUCCUUGUGUCGAUUCUUGCGGAAUCAACGCUAUCUGUACUGGAGUAAGACAUUCAGCUGUUUGUUCAUGUCCUGCAGGAUAUACAGGCUAUCCAUUUGUUAAGUGUGAACGUAUUACAAUUUCGACACCACCACAGCCUUUGCCAGAAUGCACUAGAGACCAAGAGUGCGCUGACAACAUGGCCUGUGUAGAUACCAGAUGUGCCCCAGUGUGCACACAGAAUAGUUGCGGACUUUAUGCUCAAUGUAUUGCAAGACAGCAUAGAGCCCAUUGUGCUUGCUUACAAGGAUUUGAAGGAGACGCUUACACUGGAUGCUAUUCUGUGCAAUGCCAUAGCAAUAAUGACUGUCCUGAUGAUGAAAGUUGUGAUAGCGGAACUUGCGUAAAAGUUUGUUCGCGAAUCCGAUGUGGAGCUGGGUCCAAAUGUGUCACUCGAGGACAUAUCGCCUCGUGCGAGUGCAAUCUUGGAGCUCGUGGUAAUCCAUGGGUAGAAUGUCGUACUGAAGAAUGUGUCAUCGAUGACGACUGCCCAUCUUGGUUAGCCUGCAGAGGAAAUGUUUGUAAAGAUCCAUGCCCAGGAAGCUGUGCUGAAAACGCUCAAUGUUCAGUUGUUAGACACGUACCGGUCUGUGAAUGCUUACGAGGUACUAAUGGCAAUCCCAAAAUAAAUUGCCAACCCGUUCUUGAGGAAAUCGAAUGUUCCAACGAUGCAGAAUGUGGGCCAAAUCUAGCUUGCCUACAAGGAAGAUGUAAGAAUCCCUGUGACUCCACAUCCUGUGGUGUGCGAGCGGAAUGUCGCGUUGCAAAUACUCUACCAUUCCGAACAUUAGUUUGUGAAUGUCCUAAACCUUUGAGUGGUGAUGCUUCUGUACAAUGUAAUCCGAAAGGUGAAUGUAGCGAAGACAAUGAUUGCGGAGAGGAAGAACGGUGCCUUCAAGGCCGUUGUGCUUUAGCAUGCGAUUCGCAGUUAUGUGGUGCAGGCGCGGAAUGUCGUGCUGUCGCGCACCGAGCUUCUUGCUCUUGUGUACCACCACUGCAAGGAGAUCCAAAUGUUGCUUGCACGCCAGGCGUAGUCGGAAGUAUGUGUCUCUCAGACACGGAAUGUGGUGCGGCAGAGGCAUGCGUGUCUCGGCGCUGCGUGUCCGCGUGCGCUGGCGCGUGUGGUGCCGGAGCACUCUGCGAACCCGACAGACACAGAGCGCGUUGCCGCUGCCCACCUGGCACUGCAGGCGACCCAGCACGUACCUGCUAUACACCCGAAUGUACCGUCGAUGAAAACUGUCCUUUCGAUAAGUCCUGUAUCAAUGGGUACUGUCAAGACCCAUGUGCCCUAGAAACACCUUGCGGACGUAACGCAGUUUGUGACGUCAUCGCCCAUGCAGCAACAUGUCGAUGCCCCGCGGGAACGCAGGGUGAUCCCCGACGUGCGUGCGUCGCAGCUGCUUGCCAAUACAAUGAAGAUUGUGAUCUCACUAAAGCAUGUGAUAGACUGAACCGCGUUUGCCAGCCCGUUUGUUCCGAAUAUGCUUGCGCGCCUGGUGCUAUAUGUACCCCGAGCGCCCACCGAGCGAUCUGUACCUGUCCUCCAGACAGAUCGGGUGACCCCUACUUACGCGGAUGUGUAACAGUUGAAAAAACUGAAGAAUGCUCAGUAGAUUCAGACUGCCCUGCGCCUUUCGCCUGCGUCAAUUCGCGUUGCAUCGAUCUCUGCCGUGAUAACCCGUGCGAAUCGGGAUUGCUAUGUAAAACCGUUGACAUAUUACCAUUGCGAGCGGUCGCUUGCGUGUGUGCGGAUGGUGGGAGAACGGCGCCAGACACAGGCUGCCGAGCGCCACCACAAGGAAAAUGUUCCUCGGACAACGACUGUGCCAACAGCCAAAUAUGUCGCCGCGGCAGCUGUGUGGACGCGUGCAAAGCAGCAGCUUGCGGACAAAACGCCCUCUGUGAGGCGAUCGACCAUGUGGCGCGUUGUAGCUGUCCACCAGGAUAUUUGGGAAAUCCAAGAAUUGAAUGUAACACAGAACCAAGACAGCCUGCAAUUUGGGAAUGCUACAGCGACAAGGAAUGUGGGGAGGAUCGUGCAUGCGUUGAGCGUGUGUGCGUGAACCCCUGUGUGGGCGCAUGUGGGCCUGCCGCGCUCUGCCGCGUCUUGGAAAGGCAACCUGUGUGCUCCUGUCCCAUUGGUUACACUGGCGACGCCCGCGUACGCUGUACUCCACCGUCUCAAGAUUCUGUUAUACCAGUUGGUUGUAAAGCAAAUUCUGACUGUCCACUGUCUCAAGCUUGUAUAAACAGCGCAUGUGCUAAUCCUUGCGCUUGCGGCACCAAUGCCGAAUGUACCGUUGUACGCCAUCAUCCGGUUUGCUUCUGUCAAAAUGGUUACUCUGGCAACCCCUACACUGAUUGUAUUAAAGUAAGCUGUACAGCUGACCGAGAUUGUCCCGACAGUGACAUAUGUUACAACGGAGCCUGUAUCAAUCCUUGUAUAGUAGAAUCACCGUGCGCUAUAAGUGCGGAAUGUUAUGGCAAAUCUCAUAGAUCUAACUGUCGCUGUCCUCUUGGGACACACGGAAAUCCAUUGUCCAGGUGUCACGCAUCGGAAUGUGAAGCGGAAUCUGACUGUAAUGAUGAUAGUGUUUGCGUCCGUGGAGUAUGUCAGAACGCCUGCUCUGUCGCUGGCCUGAAUCCUUGUGCUUCCAACGCCGAGUGCUUCGCGAAAAACCACGCCGCGUCUUGUAAAUGUCCCCCAACACUUCCACUUGGCGAUCCCUUGACUCAAUGUGAAAGAGUUCCGGUUACUGGACAGCCUGAAUGUCAAAUGGACGGAGACUGCCCCAGCAGACAGGCGUGCCUUAGAGAUACUUGUCGAGAUGCUUGUGCUGAGCUAACACCUUGCACUGGUAACUCACGCUGUUCCGUUUCGGAUAGUAUACCGUUCCGUACGUUAAUAUGCAGAUGUCCAGAAGGCUACGUGCCUAACGUAAAAGGAGCUUGCGAUCCGCUCCAAUUACCACCACUUAGUUGUUCAGCGGAUACUGAUUGUAGUGACCAAGAAUCAUGUGUUAAUAGGAUAUGUCGAAACCCAUGCAAUUGCGGCGACAACGCCGAAUGCUUCAUUAAAAAUCAUAGACCUGUCUGCUCCUGUCGAGAUGGAUAUGAUGGCAACCCUUACAGUUCUUGUCGUAUAGUCGGCUGUAGGACGAAUACAGAAUGUCCAUCGGACGAGGCUUGUGUCAACGGUAAUUGUGUCAGUCCUUGCUUACUAAAUAACACGUGCGGAUUUAACGCUGAAUGUUACGUAGAAAGAAAUCAUCCGCUAUGUCGGUGCAGGACAGGUUUUGAAGGUGACGCAUACACAAAUUGUAACCCGAUUGAGUGCAGAUCAAAUGGAGACUGCCCGAGAGAUAAAUUAUGUCGAGGACACAAAUGUAUCAACCCUUGCCUCUCCGAUAACAAUUGUGGACGAAACGCAAUAUGCCUUGUACGUAAUCAUCUACCGGUUUGUAAAUGUGAAUUUGGAUAUAAUGGAAGCCCCUAUGUCGAAUGUCAGCCGGAAAUCACCACUGAAUGUACCGUGGACGCAGACUGUCCUUCCAAGAUGGCUUGCUUAUCAGCAAAAUGUGUCAACCCAUGUACUGCUUUACGACCUUGUGCGACACCAGCGCAAUGUGAAGUUCUUGCUACGCUACCAGUGCGAACAAUGUUAUGCUCAUGUCCACCUGGAUAUGUGAGUGGCGGCGGAGGUGUAUGUCGUCCAGCCACCACAAUAAACGACGUCGCUUGCGAAAUCGAUAACGAUUGUACUUCUAACCACGCUUGCGUAACAUCUGUUUGCAAAAAUCCAUGUGAUUGUGGACCUAAUACUGACUGCCAAAUACGAGAUCACAAGCCGGUUUGUGCCUGUCGACCUGGAUUUCUAGGGGAUCCUCAUACCGGUUGCUACUCAGUAACGUGUAGAGCUGAUAGUCAGUGUAGCGACGAUGAAUCAUGUAUCAACAAUCAAUGCGUACCAGCCUGCUCCGCUGAGCCCGAUCUUUGCGGAGACUCUGCCGAGUGCUACGGAGAACAACACAGAGCUUUCUGCCGAUGCCAAAUGGGAACAACUGGCAACCCUAACCUCGCUUGUACUCCUAUCAGUUGUCGAGCAAACUCGGAAUGUCCUUCUGAAAAAUCGUGUGUCAACAACAAAUGCGUAGAACCUUGUACAGUAUCCGCUUGUAAUGAGCCGGCAGAAUGCAGAGUUCACUUACAUGAAGUGUACUGUGUCUGCCCACCGGGUUACCAGAGCACCAAAGAUGGUUGCAAUAAGACUGAAGAAUUGUGUACUUCGGACAUUGAAUGUUCACCCGGAACCGCUUGUCUUAAUAGCAGAUGUGUUAACCCUUGUGUGGAAAUAGAGCCUUGUGGCAGAAACACUAAAUGUCUAGUCACAGAUACGAAUCCCGUUAGGACCAUGAUAUGUGAAUGUGAACAAGGAUACAAAGGAAACGCGUUGCUCGAAUGUAUACCGUACAAACCACCAAUAACAAAAUGCAUUGAUGGACAGGGAGUAAACGAAUUUGGCGAAUGUGAGCCUUGUCUUGAAACAGAUGGCAAAAUAGUGGACGCACGUGGUCGGUGUGUAUGUGAUGUAGAGCGGGGUUUUACCUCUAAAGGUGAUAGCUGUGUCGCUAUAGGCUGCCGUGUUGACGAACAAUGUGAUGAUGAUGCAAAAUGCAUGAAUGGAAAAUGUGUGCCAGUAUGUGAAGCUGAACCCUGCGGCCUAUUCGCCACUUGUACCGGAGUAAGUCAUCGCUCGCGAUGCACCUGCAUAACAGGCUACGUCGGUAAUCCGAAAGUAGCAUGUAAUGCAACAACACCAAACAUUACGUAUAGAACUGACUUCCCACUACCGGAUAUGCAGGUGCACUGUUUAGCUGAUGGAGUACGAGUGAGCCUAAAGAUAAAGGACUUCAAUGGUGUACUCUACGUAAAAGGCUAUAGUAAAGACGAGCGCUGUCGCCUCAUAGUACACACAGCAGAAAACCAGGAAAGCCCUGUUGACUUUACGGUCCACUUUGGCGAUUGUGGUUUAGUUCAUGUUAAUGGUCUAGCAAGCUUUGUGCUGGUAAUGCAGAAACAUCCUAAGCUUGUGACGUCAAACGCUAAGGCGUUCCACAUCAAGUGCAUAUACCAGACGGGCGAACAAAACGUGACAUUAGCUUUCAAUGUGUCAAUGUUAACAACUGCGGGAACUAUAGCGAAUACAGGCCCGCCGCCUACUUGCUCUAUGAGAAUCGUUUCUCGUACAGGAGAUGAGGUUAGCUCUGCCGAAAUUGGGGAGAACCUGGUACUGCAAGUAGAUGUCCAACCAUCAAGUAUAUAUGGCGGCUUUGCCCGAAGCUGUGUAGCAAAGACAAGUGAAGUAGCGACGAACAUAGAAAAUGAAUACACUGUGACUGAUGCGGACGGUUGCGCGACGGACGCCGCCAUCUUUGGAGAAUGGGAGAGAAGCGAGGAUGGCACCGCUUUGCGAGCUGCCUUCAACGCUUUCAAAUUCCCAAGCAGUGAUAAUAUACGAUUCCAAUGUAAUAUACGUGUCUGUUUUGGAAAAUGCCAACCGGUGAACUGCCGGGGUAACGACGCUUUCGGCAAGCGCAAAAAGCGUGACGUAAUCGAUGACAAUGCGUUAUCCGGACGUCUACGCGAGGAGGUGACCGUGGAGUCGAAUCAGAUCUUGACGCUGGAGCGGCGCGAUCCAUCUCGCGCGGCCCGACAACGCGACGCAUCAGACGGUCCCACCGGCAACGCCGCCGCCGAGGUGUGCGUGUCGGCAGCCGGGCUGGCGGUGGCGUUAGCGCUGACGGCCUUGCUUGCGCUAGUGGCCGUGGCGGCGGCGGUAGCGUGCUGGCUGGUGGCGUGGCGCCGCGCCCGACCGCCCCCUGCACCUCUGCCCCACCCCCCCGACUUCCCUAACCCCCUCUUUCAGCGCUAAGUGUAUAUAGAGCCUCUACUAUAUUAAGUGAGCAUUAUUAAUGAACUAAUCUAUCGAACUAGUCGUGCCCCGCUCCUCCGUCGGCGCCGGGCGGUGUCGGUCUUUUUCUAGUACUUCGUGCCGCCGGAGGACCGCCGGGUGAGGACGCGACGGGCGCCCCUCGCUUGCGCCCGCUACGUCCUACCUUUUUUACUUUGUGUUGACGUCGCCUCCUUCGAACGUUGUGAUAUUAUAUAAAUCGAAUCAACGUAAUGUUGUGUAUAUUAAUUAUCGAAUUAGUUUAUAAGCAAUUAAUAAAA
Pieris brassicae (large cabbage white) is the source of this 58750-nucleotide messenger RNA. RefSeq lists its product as uncharacterized. Gene Ontology annotation, cellular component: nucleus; extracellular region. The transcript is spliced from 133 exons. NCBI's taxonomy places the organism in Eukaryota, Metazoa, Arthropoda, Insecta, Lepidoptera, Pieridae. The record is from RefSeq and is a predicted model, not a curated record. Gene Ontology annotation, molecular function: calcium ion binding; peptidase inhibitor activity; zinc ion binding. The coding region runs from base 273 to 58451 and encodes 19392 amino acids.